GAGGCAGCGGCCCAGGGCCAACAUGGCGGAAGGUAUGCGCGAUGCGGGCGGCGGCGGCGGCAAUGCCAGCUGCACCUUGAGGAGCGGGAGGGUUUUUCCCCCCCACCUCAGGCGGUUUUUCUGUGGGGCGGAGCGCUUAGCUAACAGUGGUUUUGGUGCUGCUGGGUUGGUGCGGGGUGGGGGCAGAUUGAAACCAGCUUGGAGGGCGGGGGGGGGAGUGCUUGGGCGUGCCUCGUUUAUUUGUGUUAGUAUUUUAUUUAACUCUAUUCCCUCCCGAGGAGAUCGAGGCAGGAAAGGUGGACCUUCUCCCCACCCCCGUCUUAUAUCCUCACAAGAGCCCUGGGAGGUAGGCGAGGCCAUAGUGGUGCAGCGGUUAGAGAGAAUGUGGACCAGGACUUGAGAGAGACCUGGGUUCAAAUCCUUCCCCACGCCUCCAACUCGGCCAAGUGACCUUGGGGGCAGGUCACAGCCCCUCAGCCUGACCUACCUCUCAGGGUUUGUUUUAUCGGCGCCAUAAAAUUUAUACACCAUUUGAUUUUAAAAGGCACGCAAACAAAAAAAAACCGCACGCAAACACACACACACACAUCAAAGCAGUUUACAAAGGAUGAAAUACUAAAAUAUAGAAAAAUUCACAACCCUGCCUUCAAACAUACAAAAGUUAAGAUAACUGAAGCAGAUUAAAAUUAUCUCGGCUUUCUGGGUAGACUUUUAGCAGGUGCCAAAAAAAAGAGUAUGGUGAAGGUGCCUGCUUGUUCUCAAUAGGCAGGGAGUUCCAAAGUGCACUAAAGGAUCAAGCUCUUACAGAUACGGAACGGGUAUUAUGUGGCAUCUGUAAGUACUGCCGAUUCCGCUGAUCAAAGCUGUUGAGUGGGUGCGCAUCUGAUACAGUAAACUUGUGCCGAGUUGUUGAGGGCUUCAUAUGCCAAUAGUAACACCUUGAACUUGGCUCGGUAGCAAAUUGGCUACUAGUGCAGAGCUCUGAGCGCAGGUGUUAUGGGUUGACGAUGCCUUGCUCCUGUCAGCAAUCCUGCUGCAGCAUUCUGCACGAACUGCAACUUCUGGAUCAGGAGCUCAUUGCAGUAAUCCAGUCUUGAAGUAAUUGAUGCAAAAACUACUGUGGCAAGGCAAGGGUUGUGAGGAGGUCACCUGGGCGUGAGUGUUACUUGGCCCUGGGUGGGGUGUUGUAUGUGUGCGGUGGGGCGUGAGAGACUCUUUUCCAACAACUCUUUCUGCUUGGUGAGUUAUGUAGAAGCUUAUGUGUGGAAGUAGAGGAAGUCUAUCUUCCUAGAUAGGAGGUGUUUCUUUGAAAUGGGGGAGUCAUAGUGGCACCACUCCAUCCCUGUAUGCAUGCAUGUACCCACCCACCCACUUAGGAACAUAAAGAGUCUGCCCUAUACCAUGUCACCCCAUUGGUCUUUCUACACUGACUGGUGGUAAUGGUGUGUCCAUUUGUCUGUCCUAUCUCCUGGCACCUAAUGCUUUUAAUUGAACCUAGGACCUUCUACAUGAAAAAGUGUAGCUGGCUCCACUCAGUUACAUGUGGGCAAAUCCACACCAUUGAUUUAAACUGCAUUCAGCAAACACUUAAAGCACACCCUCCACGCUCCAAAUAAUCAUGGGAACUGUAGUUUACCCCUUACAGAUCUAACGUUCCUUAUCAAACUAUAGUUCCCAAGAUUCUUUGGGGAAAUAUAUGUACUUUAAAUGUGCUCUGGGUGUGUUUUUAAUGUAUGGUGUAGAUCUGCCAGUCUCUCCUAGUAGUUGCGUAUUACCUACCAGUAGCAGCUCUCUAAAAAUCCAGUGGAAAAUGCCAUGGAUUGAACCUGGCACCUUCUGCAUGCAAAUUCUGUGCUUAUGACCCUUCCCAUAUCUCAGCUGCUUAGAACUCAGCUUGUUGCCUCGAUUGUUAGUACUGUAUCCCCUAAACAACUUCAAUUAAGGCAUACAUUGUUUCCUGCACACCCACAACAGCACAGCGGCUUUAAGACACUUUAGUAACUCUUCUGAACUUUUUGUAAAGGCUUACAGAAAUCACCCCCAUAUUAUUCUCUGUGUAUUCAUGUUGCUUUUCUGUAACGUGUCUUUGCCCCAAGGAGAGUGCAGUCAUUGUUAUUAUUUAUACAGUACCCUCAGUGUGUAUGGCACUUCACAGAGAAGGCUGCCCAAGAACUGAAGUGGUGUGCAUGCUAUUUUACAGAGGCAAAACAAGGCAGGGGAAGGUUCCUGCUGGAAGAGAUUCGUUCUGUUAUGCAUAACGCAGUCCGUGUGCAUGGUGCUUUAUAGAAUUACAGCAAGACAACAGGCCUCUGCCUGAAACAGCUUACAAUAGAGGUGAUGUGGAGGAUGGAGGCAGAGGGGGAGGCAGGCUGAAGCCAAGGUUAACAGUAGGGAGGAAUGUGCAUUAGGUUUACUUGUAUCUAUGUGGACUUCAUUUCACUAGGAGAUAAGGACUAAGGAAUUUUGUGAAAGCGUCCAUAAAAAGUAAGCCUUUGGUGAGGGAUAUGAACAAAAGCAAAGGGAAGUUUAGUCAGUUGUUUCUUUUGCAGAAGACGGGAAGAUGAGGGAUCCUAGAAUGGUAGAGUUGCACAGGACCACAAGGGUCAUCUAGUCCAAACCUCCCCCCCCCCAAAUGCAGGAAUAUUUUUGCUGAAUUUGUGGCUCAAACCCACAACCCAUCUCAAGGAUGUUUCCUUGAGCAUUGGGCUUAUGUGUGUGGUAGAGAGGACCCUUGAAUAUACUUGUUACUGGAAAAAUAUAGCAAAAAUGUAUGUGAGGGUUUGUAUUUCUUUUCCUUGAAGGAGCUUGGGGUGGCAUACAUACUUAUCCUUAUUUUCCUCCCUGCAAAUCUCUGAAGCAGGUUAGGUUGAGAAACAGUGGCAGGUUCAAGUUUGUCUGGUUAAUUUCAUGGCUGACGUGGGAUUUUGACCCAGCUCUUUCCAUUUGUGGAAGGUUUCAAUGACAUCAGAGAGUCUUCAUUGGUAGUAAAUGCACUUAGAAUAGGGUGUUGAGUUGCAUGAAGCAACCUAGGUUGCAGUGCUAAACAAAUCCAGCCCCUAGUACUCUUUUGUAAAUAUGUUUAAGAUUACAUCCCGUAUCAUAUUUUCAUGGGGUCCUGUUUAAGGCAGAUUUACAGACAUGAAGUCCAAUUUAGUUCAGUGGAGCUUCUCCCUAGUUUGUGUGUGUAGGAUUGUGGCAUUAGAUUUAGAAAGGACUAGCUGCUAAGUAAGUGACCAUAAGAUUGCACACAUUCCUACCGUAUUUUUCGCCCUAUAGGACGCACCGGCCCAUAGGACGCACCUAGAUUUUUUGGGGGGGGGGAAUAAAAGGGGAAAAAAAUUUUCCCCCCCAGGCGCGGGGCUGGGGUGGGAGAAGCCCGAGCUUCCACCGACCCCAGCUCCCAGAACGGGACCCAGAGUGAUGCCGAAGCUGCGUGCAGCUUUGGCAUCGCUCUGGGAGCUCGCGGGGCUGGGGGAGGGGGAAGCCCUUCGCCAGCCUCCAAACCAGGUCGGGAGACAGCGGGAUGGCGCGCUGCGCCUCCCCGCUGUCCCCGAGUUUGCAGGGCUGGCGACGGGGAGGAGCAGGCUUCUCCCCCCACCAGCCUUCUAACCAAGUCAGGGGACAGCGGGAUGGUGGCGUUCCGCCUCCCCGCUGUCCCACGAGCUUGUGGGGCUGGCGGUGGGGCUCUCCAGGCUUCAGCGAAAGCCUGCAUUUGCCCCAUAGGACGCACACACAUUUCCCCUUCAUUUUUGGAGGGGGAAAAGUGCGUCCUCUAGGGCGAAAAAUACGGUAAAUGCUAGUCUCACUGCAAUCAAUGAAUGACCAUUUCUUUAGGAUCGAGCUGUUCAAUUGCAUAUCCAAGAACAUUAUUAUUUUUAUUACAUUCUAAAAGAGAAAAGAGGCCAAUUUUUUAUUAGCCCAGAUCCGUUGCCCUUGUGCAUUUCUGCUCUAUUCAAGAUAAAAGGGAAAUUUCAGAAAUGUGCAAAAAUGAGCCCACCCACAUGCUUUUGUUUUUGUUGUCGCUUUGAGGAAUGGAGCAUGCGUCACCUGCCUCUCUCCUUCUGUCAAGCAGUGCCUCCCAACAAGCAGUGCUUCCCCCACCCAUUGUCGUUUCAUCAGGGUGGGAGGCUGCAAGGAAUUCACGGUGGGAUUGAGGAGCAGUGGAGCUGAGGAUAAGCAGGGGGGUCAGAUGGGAAUAUACGCUGGACUGGAUCUAGCUAACAGGCCAGCAGUUCUUCGCCUGUGCUAUAAAGUGGCUUCAGAGUUAUUGUCUGGAUCCAAGGCAGCCUUUGCCAACAGCUUUGCCAGCUGGAACUAAUGGGAUCUGCCUCCCAAAACCUCUCAGGAGUUCCAGAUUGGCUAAGGGUGAUCUAAGAAAAUUCACUUUUUAAUUCUCCUUAGGCCAUGAUUCCUCUGGCAAUCUUAGGCAGGAUACCCACCUAACUGUAACUACACUUUGCAGCUGAAAUAAUGACAGAUGUAUAUAAUAACCGAUGGUAGGACUAAUUUUUGUUGAUAAUGUAGAGGACAAGCUUUUGAUCAGAGUGGGCUAUCAGAUUGUUUAAAAAUGAGCACCCUUAUCUGGUUUGUUUAGCUCCUCCAUGCUAGCAGUGUUGUGGAGGAAACAAACUCAAACCUUGGCUUAGCAUUGCACCCAGGUUCAUGGUUUCUUUUUCUCAAACCAUGAUUGGUUAGCCAAGAACAAUCCUUGGUUUAUUAUCUUAGUUUGGAUGUAAUGCUGAGCCAAGGAAUGUGGUGUGUUUCUUCUGUGCUCUAGAGAAAUGCAAAUGGUUUCUGAUUUGCUGUGACAUGCAAACACAGUCACAGAUUGCAUAUCCAUUUAGUAAAUUUUUAUUUGUUUUCCAUAUAGUCAUUUCACUUUCCUGGGAUGUUCAGAGAUGACUUGGAUUUUUUAAACAGUACUGAAAAUUGUGCAACACCUACAUGUGAUGAUCUGGCAGAUUUUACUGACUUCCUCUCACAGCCAGAGAUCCGUCCACGCAGUUUCAUUUCUCAGAAAGUUUUCUUGGGAGAAUAAGAAGAACCCAGAUCUUUGUAAUGAAGGGACCUGCUUUUAAGGUUUCUUUCCCCUCAAAUUUCUGAAGUGUUUGUCUUUGGUUGGUUUGCCCUCUGUACCCUGGGUGAGCAAAUGGUAGUAGAUAAAUAAUCACAACAAAGUGUGGAUGGGCAAGUUUUUCCAAAGUAAAUAGGACUUGACUUAAUGGUAAAAGCUGUGAGGCACUGUUGUGCAACAGUUUGCACUGCUGCCCACUUAAAGAAGUUACUUAGUUUAUUGAGUAAAUUGGUUGAAUAUGAAUAACUGUGCACAUGAAUAAGCAGUUCUGAAGAAAAACAUAUACUUCCCUGUUUUUAGAUAAUAGAUAUGUUACAGCAGUUAAGAGACAUUCCCACUUGUGUUUGAGAAGAGAUAAGUCCUCUAGUAAAAACACUAGCCAUUUGCACCAGCUAUAUUCAAAAUAAGGCUUCAGUUCUUUAGUUGAUUGAGCCAUUAAAACAUGCUUUUUAAGUUAAAAAGGGGUUGUUUUAACAUUCCAUCCUCAGUCUGUGUCACUGAAGAACUGUAUGUGUCAUCUUUGAAUAUCAACCAGGCUGGAAAAAUCCCAUCUGGACAUCUAGAGAUCUCUUGCAAAAGUCCUCAAAUAGAAGGAGAUAAACUUUAGCAUUGCCCUAAAUGUGGGUGGCGCUGUGGGUUAAACAACAGAGCCUAGGGCUUGGCAAUCAGAAGGUCGACGGUUUGAAACUCCGCAACGGGGUAAGCUCCCGUUUCUCGGUCCCUGUUCCUGCCAACCUAGCAGUUCGAAAGCACGAAGUACAAGUAGAUAAAUAGGUACCACUCUGGUGGGAAGGUAAACGGCAUUUCCAUGUGCUGCUCUGGUUUGCCAAAAGCGGCUUAGUCAUGCUGGCCACAUGACCCGGAAGCCGUACGCCGGCUCCCUCGGCCAGUAAAGCGAGAUGAGCACCGCAACCCUGGACCUAAUGGUCAGGGGUCCCUUUACCUUUACCUUUAAUAGUUGCAGUCAAGCUGAUGGUUUAGACCAGCCUUCUCCAACUUGGUAGCUACCAAUCCCUGACCAUUGGCCAUAGAACGUCCAAGAACGUCUACAGCUCUACAGUUUCCCCAACCCUUGCUUUAACAAAUGGUUUAUCUGCUGGCCAGCUAAGUAGUUGGUUUCUACAAGAAGCAACCACAACCUGCUCUGAAUAUAUCUAGAGAUGCUGAAUGCUCUGCUGCAGAUGAAAGCAUUCCAUGCAAUGCCUAACUAUGCAUUAUUCAGUGAAAGUUCCCUGAUCAAUACUGGUAUCCUUCACUGCCUUAAAGUGGUGGUGUGUGAUUUUCUUGUAAAGCUUUUGGCUUUCUUAACCAUGAAAGGUAAAUUCUAUAUAGAAUCAUAGAAUUGUAGAGUUGGAAGGGACCCUGAGAAUCAACCCCCCUGUAACGCAGAAAUAUGCAGCUGUCCCAUGUAGGGAUCAAACCUGCAACCUUGGCAUUAUCAGCAUCACACUCAGAAUAACCGGAUAAUAUAGUGGCGGUAUUUAGAUUGCAAGACUUCAUUCUCUUUUUUUCAGUCCAAACUGAAGGACUCCUGGGAAGAGUUGCGGUUGAGUUUGCUUGGCUCAUUUUGUUUGUUACAAUUAUUCAUAUUCUGCCUUUCAGGAAAUGUAUCCUUUCACGGUUGCUGAGAAUUAAGAUUGAACUUCAUUAAAACAUGCACACACAAUAAACAGCAUGAAACUAAAUGAUUCGAUUGUGGCCAAGUGCAGUAGUUAAUAUGGAAGGCAGCUGUUCCAGCAUGCUUAAGGACCAUGCAUGGAGUCACUACUCACCAGUAUGUAUUGAAUAGGGAGUCCCUGCCCAUGUGCAUCCUUUGUAGAGUUCCUUUCACUGUUAAACAUGCCUUGCUGGAGCCUGCACAGAAUCCUGAGAUCUAAGGAGACAUCAUGUAGGGGCUGGUCAAACCAGAACAGGGUGCAGGGAUUGCCUCUUGAUGACCCUGGGGAGUGGGUGCAGAGUUCAGAGUGGCAUACUGGGAGGCUAUACCACAGGAACACCCCCUUCCUGCCCAGGAUCCAACUCCUCAUCGAUAACCGACUAUUGGAGCAUCUCCUUUCACUCAUGGCCCUGACGCAGUCUGUUCCAAACCACUGGGCCCCUUCCCAGGGUCGUUUGCAGGCAGCUCCUCCAGCUGCGCCCCCCCCCAAUCCAACCAGCCCCUCCACGAUGGCUCUUUGUGACUCAUGACACACAGUUCUCAACUGCUCAGCAAGCCUUUCUUGCACACCUGGUUCCCUGCUCCAGGUAUAAUCUCAAUUCUGGUGUAUCUUUUAAAAUUGCAGUUGCCUUUAAAAUAUUGGUAACCUCCUUUCUAAGAAUAAAUGCUUGGUAUGGAAUAAGUAUACUACCAGAGUCUUGGACUCGUAAGGAUUGUGUUAGAUGAUUCAGAAUUUCUUUGUUAACGUACACCUACUUUGCGAUGCCAGUUUUUUAUAUCUACAACCAGUGUAAAAUGUGAAUGGUGAUCUUAGCCAAGCCUUGAUGCAUUUGCUAGCAGCGUAUCAAAGCACAGUUAAUGCCACAUAUCUGGCUUUUUAGCAAAUCUUGCUGGCUGGUACUUAAUGGAAACAAUUAGUCAUUCUUGGUGGAUUUGACAGCAUAAAGAUCAAUGAAGAAAGCCUCUUUAAUGUCAUCAGAUGCAGGGUAUUGAAACAAUAACUUAGCAUACACCUCCCCCACUAUGAGGGAGUGCAGCCUAUAGCCUCAGACUUCCUUUAUCAUUGCUCAUUCUGAAGGGUAUCAAGUAUAAAAGCCCGGAUGUUCCUUAGGCUUCCUACCUGAGAUCCCCAGAGAAUCCCCCCCAGGGAAACCGUUUCGGUCUCUUUAGGGACAAAUUGUGAUGGCAGCAUGACUGAGCUGUAUGAAGUUAUGGGUGGCAUAGCGAAAGUGGACAGAGAGAGGUUCUACCUCUGUCUCCCAUAAUACUAGAUUCCAGGCUCGUCCAGUGAACUGAACACUGGAAGAAUCAAGAUAGACAAAAGGAGGUGCGUCUUUUCACUGCACAUGGUUGCACUAUGGAAUUCACUCCCACAAGGCAUGGCUGCCAACUCAGAUGGCUUUAAAAUGGUGUUAAGUCAAAUUUAUGGGGAGGAUUAAUACUAUCAGUGGCUGCUAGUCAUGGUGGUUAUAUAUUGCCUCCAGUAUCAUUGUUCAUAUACCUCUGAAUACCAGUUGUUGGGGAUCAUUACUGGGAGACUGCUGUUCCACACAUCUCUGCUUGAGACUGUGAGAAUGUAAUGUUGGAUCAGAUGCAUCGCUGGUCUGAGCCAGCAGGUCCCCUAUGUUCUUGGAGCAGCCUUCCCUAUCCUUGAGUCCCCAAAUGAUGUUGGACCACAUUUCCCAUAAUCCUUAACUGUUGGCCAUGCUGACUGAGGAUGAUGCAGGCUGUAGUCCAGAAACAUCUAAAUCAGGCACCCCCAAACUCGGCCCUCCAGCUGUUUUGGGACUACAAUUCCCAUCAUCCCUGACCACUGGUCCUGUUAGCUAGGGAUUAUGGAAGUUGUAGUCCCAAAACAGCUGGAGGGCUGAGUUUGGGGGUGCCUGAUCUAAGGGCUCAAAAUUGGGGGAUUUGUAUGCAGAGUGUGUACUCUACCAUUUAGCUGUGGCUAGUUUUUUUUUUUUAAUCCUUUCGCUCUUAACUUACCUGAGGUCCCAACAAGCCAGAGUUCCAGUACUUCCAAAAGGUAUUCCAAAAGUUUUGACUUGAGCAAAUCUCUUUGUCAAAGUAUGUCUCAAGAGUGAAGCUCUUAAAAUUGAUUUUAGUCCGAUUAGGGAUUAGGAUUGGUCACUUCAGGGAAUGCAUUUCUGGGAUUUUUAGAAUCUGAAAGACUUGACACCAACAAAAAUGUGCCUAUUCUUUGCUGUGCUGGCCUUGUUCCUUUUCACCGGGGGUGGGUAGAGGUGGAGAUUUGUAUUGCCAGCACAAGGUGGGAAGGAAUCUUCACACCAGGCAGGAGUAUCGUUGGCAUACUGUAGUUCUUUCUGAAGUUUCUGCUUUUGGACAUGUAUUUAUUUGUGGGAGCAGCAGAUGGAUCCUCUGCUGAUGCUUUCGUGCUCAGGUGCUCUGUGAUGGUUAGCAGCGUGUCUGCUGUAGAACUCUGCAUCUUCAGAAAUCCUUGCCUGUCAUUGUCCUCACCUUUUAUCUCAAGGCUUAUACAUGCAAAACCUUUUUUUAAAUAGUCCAGCAUCUUUUUAAAAUUGGGUGCCGCAGAGAGAAUGUACUGAUGAACAAUCAUACAGUGGAAUGACUAAUGGUGCAAUUGUGUGCAUUCUCGGAAAGCUCCUUUGUGUUUGAUGGAAUCAAAAUGAGUGUUUGUCACAAACUAAUUCCCAACAGAACUGCAUGCAAAGGGACAAAUUUGAAGGCAUCUCCUAGUUUGGUCAUUCCUGGCAUAGACUAAAUACCCUCCAGUGUGAUAACAGUUGUUGUUGUUGGACUACAAUUCUCAUCAUUCCUGACCAUUUGCUGUGCUGGCUGGGGCUCAUGGGAGUUGGAGUCCACAACUUCCGGAAGGCACUGCAUUGGCUAUGCUGGCUCUGUGCCUUUGAAGCUGUCUUGUACUGAGCCAGACAGUUGGUCCAUUUAGUCCAAUACUGUCUGCUUGGACUGCCAAGGGUCUUCCCAGGCCUGGUACAUGAGGUCGAGAUUGACCAUAGAUCCUUUUGGUUGCAAAGCACGUGCUACACUACUCAGCUAUUUAUACAAAUAAAGUGUUUCUACCCCACACUUUAGCUUACAAAACACACACACCAGUAGUUCCUUCCCUUCAGACUUAAUAUCUAAGAGACGUGACAUGAUUAAAAAAGGAUGAGGAGGGAUGAGUAAAGAGGCAGGGAGGCAAACUCAGACACCAGUCUUACAGAUCUUAUAACAGUCAGCUGGGACUGAAGCAGUUCAUGAAGCCUGUUGGAAUGACUGCCGCUGUGUGAGUUGAGGGAGGGCCAAAGGCAGCUCUUCUCUCUGUAGAGAAGGUAGAAGAGGCCUGCUUCCCUCCUCUCUCUGUACUCUGCUACCUGAUGGAGUGGCUGCUGUGAGGUGCCAGUCGGCUUUUGCCCCUUUCUGAUUUACGUUUUGAAUUUUGUUCCGUUGUCUUUGCAGAAGAGGUGGCCAAACUGGAAAAACAUCUGAUGCUUCUCCGUCAGGAAUAUGUCAAGUUGCAGAAGAAGCUGACUGAGACGGAGAGGAAAUGCACUCUCUUGGCCGCUCAGUCUAACAAGGAGAGUGCCAGCGACUCCUUCAUCAGUCGGCUGCUUGCCAUCGUAGCAGAGUUGUAUGAGCAGGAGCAAUACAGGUAAACAUGUGGUGGUGAAGACAGAACCAUGGGCUGGGUUCUGCUGCUGUGUCAAGCAGAACUUAAGUUAUGACCCCAUCUGCCAAGCCAUGGUUUGACUCUGACAUUUGAAUCUGGCCUCUGCCUUUUAAAGAUUUCAUCAGAUUUGCCACUUAAGUUAUGACCCCAUCUGCCAAACCAUGGUUUGACUCUGACAUUUGAAUCUGGCCUUUGCCUUUUAAAGAUUUCAUCAGAUUUCCCACUUGGACCUCAGCCUUGUUUUGCAACCAUAAGUGCUAUAAAUUUGUACACAAAUAAGCUUAACUUCCUUUCCGUUUUUUGCAUCCAUUACCAAUUCUUCACUUCCACCAACACCCUUUCAGCUUUUACCGGGUACAGUCUCUUCUGAAAUGCUGUGCCUCUUUCUCCUAUCUCUUUGUGCUAUUUUACACUAUGUUUGCCAUUUGCAAGAAAGCAGGGACAAUGCAUUAAGCACAGGAAAGCAAAAUAGUUUAAACACCUUUAGAGGACGCUUGCCUAUGCAGGCAUAUUUUCACACACGUAACAUGGAAGCCAUUAGAUUGCUUCUGAACAUUGGAAGAAACAAAGUUCCAAGAUCUUAUACUGGGUGAAAUGCAGUCUAAUCUAAUCUUUCAAAAGGCAGAAGCCCAUCCUCCAACUUGACAGAAUGGAAGCAAGGAGUUUCCUGUGUUUUCCUGCAGGGUAAAGUUAGAAACAAACUCUUUUGCUCGUGUCAAAAUAAUUGAUUCCAGGCCAAGCAUGUAUUUGUGGAGGAUUGAGAGUUGCAGUUAAUGGCCCUUGUAAAGACAGCGUUGCUUUAAAAUAUUGCUGCUCACUUAAUACAUAAAUGCAGCAUAUUUUGCUGGGAAACCGAGCCAGACAAAUGUACUUUGCCUUUUUUUUGGGGAAGUUUGAAGUUAAAUAUUUAUCUUGGAUAAAUAUACUUUUGCUUUGCUUCCUAAGCACUUCCUAUUCUUCAAAACUGGAAGUUAUUGCUGUUUUGGUGUCCAGUGUUUUUUGGAAAGAGAAAGGGGACACACCCUAGAACUUGUUGCUCAUAACUUUUCAGCUAGUGUGUAAGACCAAAUUUCUUAAUUCACAAACCUCUUCCUUGGAACUAAGCUGUGUGUGUUUCAUGUUUGCUGAAAUGCAGAGAUCAUCGUUCUGCAUUAUGCAGUGGUGGUGGUAGUGGUAAAAUCACUUAAAGACUUUAAAUAUAGUACAGUGAUUAAACAUAAGACAGGCUCAGCCUUUCAGGCCUACAGGUUGAUGGUCAUUUGUCAGUUGAGGGUCUCUCUUGUCAGCCCAAGCUCUGAUAAACACUUAGCGAAGAAAGAGUUAUUUUCAGCUCUUAAACACUUUCUCACCAGACGUCUUAAUGCACGGAACCUUGUUGGAUCGUAUUUAAGAGCCAUCUAGUUCAUCAUCUGGUUUUCACAAAGUGGCCAGGCAAAUACUUCAUUAUUAUUUUUUUAUAAUAUAUUUUAUUGGUUUUCAAAUAUAAAAACAAAUUUAUACAUUCCAUACAUCUUAAUUACAUCUUGCUUCUCUUUUUUGACUUCCCUCAGUUUGUCUGAAAUUCCUUCCCUUUAUUACUUUUUACACAUUUCUGCCAUUUUAACCAUUUCCCCUCACAGAGCUUCCCUAAAACUUACAAACGUAAUUUGAUUAUCACUCAGUUUUUGCAUAUAUUGGAUAAACUUUUCCCAAUCUUCUGUAAAUCUUUGAUCUCGUCGAUUCCGGAUCCUUCCUGUCAUUCUGUCCAAUUCUGCAUAAUCCAUCAUUUUAGUUCUCCAUUCUUCUAUCGUAGGUAAUUCUUCCUGUUUCCAUUUCUGGGCCAGGCCAGGCAAAUACUUCAGAGAGGCCCUAAGCAGGGCCUAGCAAACAGUCUCAAUUGCUGGACUGCCUCUGAACCUUGAUACUCCAAUACUCCACGACAGAAGAAAUGUGGGUUAUAAAUAUAUAUAAAAAUACAUUGCUGCCAAUGCUGCUUGAUAGACUUAUCAGCCAUCACCUGUGAAUUGGUCUAAUCCCUAAUUGCCCUGAGGGAUAGCUCAAUUGGGUGGAGCAUGAGACUCUUAUAAUCUCGGGGACGUGGGUUCAAACCCCAUGUUGCGCAAAAUAUUCUUGCAUUGCAAUGAGUUGGAAUGGAUGAUCCUCGUGGUCCCUUCCGACUCUGCAUAUAUAUGGGUGGGUGUAUAUUCGGUCAUAACUAAAUUAAGAGAAAAGAUACAGAAAUGCUAUGAAAGCUUGCCUUCUGUCCUAAUACAUUAUAUCUAUUACAUAAAGACUAUAUAGGGUUUGGACUGGGUAUCAAUUUAAUGCAUUCAAUUUAUUGAGAAGAAAUAAUAUGCAAGUUAGUAUUGUUGUUGUUUUUAAUUAAUUAUUGUAGAUAUAAUAUAGAAGGGACAUGGGUGGCGCUGUGGGUUAAACCACAGAGCCUAGGACUUGCUGAUCAGAAGGCCGGCGGUUCAAAUCCCCACCACAGGGUGAGCUCCUGUUGCUCGGUCCCUGCUCCUGCCAACCUAGCAGUUCGAAAGCACAUCAAAGUGCAAGUAGAUAAAUAGGUACCUCUCCGGCGGGAAGGUAAACGGCGUUUCCGUGCGCUGCUCUGGUUCGCCAGAAGUGGCUUAGUCAUGCUGGCCACAUGACCCGGAAGCUGUCUGUGGACAAACGCCGGCUCCCUCGGCCUAUAGAGCGAGAUGAGCGCCGCAACCCCAGAGUCGGUCCCUUUACCCUUUACCUUUAACAUAGAAGCUUGUAUAAAUGCCAUAGACUAUUUGUUGUGUUUCUGAGGGGGGUCUAUUUUGCAACCUUCAUCAAUCUGAUGCCCUCCAGAUGUUUUGGACUACAGCUCCCAUCAACCCCAGCAUCAUACAACUGUUGACAAGGGCUCAUGGAUAAUAUAUUAUUAGGAUAUUUGUGUUCAGUAUGCAUAGAAGCUUACCUGGAGAUUAUGGGUAUGAUUGUUUUGUUUGGUUGUAUUUUGUUUUCUAUUUCAGCAACUUAAACAGGAAUACUUGAGUGUAUAACAAUGUGCACUUACCGUAUUGGCCCGAAUAUAAGCCAUACUUCUUUUUCCAAAUUCCGACCAUGAAAAGUUAAAGUGCGACUUAAAUGUGUGACCUUACAAAAAUUGGCUUUUACGAUAUCGCUGCUGAAACAGACAUACAGUAAAACGGAACAGGUGUGAGUGCCUGCGGAAUUAUAAGAGAGCAGCUUAUAUUUUGGUAUUGUCUUUUUUUCUCCCCCCCCCCUUGAAUUUUAAAGGUGUCGCUUAUAUUUGGGCCAAUACGGUAUCAAUGUAUUAAUCCUUAAAAUAUCAUUCGUGUACCGUAUAUGUAUCAACCACUAAUUCCUUUUUUAAGCCGUGUGAGCCAGUGCCCAUCACUUUGACAGUGAGUUUAAAUUUCCGUAUGCUUAAAAUAAUAUUUCUGAAGCAAAAGGCACAGCUUUUUUCUAAGAUUAUUUUUAACAUUUGUGGCAGUUAUUUAAGGGGUGCCAUUUCUUCCUAUGUGGUGGUGCUUGCCAUUUCCGGUUCUGUUUUUCUUUUCUUUUUACUUCUACUAAAUACAUAUUUUUUUUAAAAAAAAUGGGUGCUUGUUUAAUUGGCAGCAUCCUUUUAGCCUCUUAAGAAUUUUUUUUAAAAAAAUCUGAAUAGACGCACGGUGUUAAAUUACCUUAUUUAUCUCCCCACUUUUGCUCUACAGCAAUAAUAAAUUUAUAAAUCUCUGUCGUAUUCCCCCAUCACAUUACCCACUCACCCCACCCCACCCCCAGUCUUGCUUUAAACAUCCUUCACAUGGCUGUGAGCAAGCAUGCAAAUCCUUUAGCUACGAACCUUUUAAUUGUUACCAGCACUGCCUAAACGGAUAGGGUGGAUCAGAGCUGCUUCCCUGAUUGUGGUGUUUAAAAAAAAAAAAGAAAGAAAGAAAUUAAAUACAAAAGGAGAGAAGAGGAGAUGUUGCUCUAAUUCUUCUAACAUUUUCCUUCUCAGAUGAGCGUUUUGCCCCUUAAUCGCGUGCCUGGGAAUAGCAAACAAGCCGAACUUGGUUAGCUUCCCUCCUUGUUUGUGCACAGGCAGCAUUUUCCUAUCCCGUUCACAAAGCGUGCAGACUCCCUGCUUCUUUCUGAAGGCUUCUUUGUGGCUGUUUGGGACCAUAAGAAGCCUGCAAAAGUGCCGUGGGGAAUCCUCAUAUCGCCACUGCUCUGCCUUUCUCCUCUACGGCAGAAUACCCUGAGUUUCCUUGCUGCUGUGCAGAAGUUUGCAAAGUCAUCUAAGCGCAGGUGUGUGUGUGUGUUUGUCUUGUGUUUCUCCAGUGACCUGAAGAUAAAGGUUGGAGACAGGCGCAUCAGCGCUCACAAGUUUGUAUUGGCAGCUCGCAGCGAGACUUGGAGCCUGGCCAACCUGGUGUCUACGGAGGAGCUGGAUCUGUCAGGUCGGUUUCUGAUUGGCUGGGGUGGGGGGGGGUGAGAGAGAUGCUUUCAUUGGCUUUGGGCGAGCAGUGAAAAGAUGAAAGGCCCCUUUGGUAGAGGAGGUUGCAGUCUUCUCCUUCAGGAGGUGCUCCGCCCACAGAAAGAGGCACUUGAUCCAUUAAUUAUGAAGCCUUUGUCUCCAGAACAUGCUAAUGGGCCUUUGAGAGCUCUGUGUUUAAUGCUAGUUAAAUCAGUAGCCCAUCCCACUUUCAUUUUAAUGAUGUGGAUGUUAAGUGUGGUGGCCUCUUCGUCUUACAGAAUGGGAGCCCGCUUAGAGCUGGGAGACAAAGCCGUCUGAAACAGCCCGGUUAUUCCUUUUGUUUUGAGGGUUGCUGUGUCAGAGCGGCCUGUGUAGCAAUUCCAUGUAAGGCAACUGUUGAGACACCAGUCUUUUAUCUUUAGUGAAAUUAGCUCUUUAAUCAGUUGGGCGCCUUUUUCUCUUCUCUUCUCUUCCCUUCUCUCUUUCCCUCCCAUGCAUAUACCUUCCCUAAAAACCUGCAGCGAUGGAGAGAGAGAGAGAAUUCUGGCCCGAGACGUUGAUUCUAAACAAGCAAUUAUAUUGCCAAUUUCAAGUUUGCAUUAUAAAAUGAGCCGUGUUAAAAAGAGAGCCUUAUAGAUCGCUUUAUUUUUAAAGGUAGGCCCUGCCCUCGGGCUUACGAUAGCACAAAAGGAAAAAUGGAUUCGGUGAGAGGAGGAAAUACGCAAGCCGAGGCAUUAUUUCUUUGUAGUUGCAGGAUCUUCUGAUGACCCUCUGGGAUCGAAAACAGUUCAGGGAAAGGAGGCACCAAAAGUUGCUGGUCUCUCAGCUGGGCUAAUGAAUUGAGUUACUUCUCUUCCUUCCUCUGCUGCAGCCUGAUGUAGUGGCUGCUGCCGGAUGGCAGGAGAUUGUAGGAGGAACCUGACUUCUCAGCAGAGCUGGUGGCAGUGUCUCCACAUCCCUUGUCUCUCCUCCACCUCUGCCACUGUAGCGGCUCUGCUGUCAGGUGACAGAUUUCCACCAUGGGACACCCAUGCUUGUGUAUUAGGAUGACUUUCGUCGGUGAUGUGGGGUAGAAAUAGAAUUAAAACAGUUGCUCUGUUUUUUCCAUGGAAAGGUUUCCAUGUCUAAAAGUGCAUGGUUUCAUAACAUGAUGAUUGCAUGCAACAUUAGUCCAGUUAAAACUGCCUGGCCUUACAUUUGGAGGUCAGAAGGUGUGUCCUGUUCUGGAUCUUUUUUGUGUGAGUGUAGGGGGCAGGAAUGAAAUAAGUGGGAAGGACAUAAACUAUUCCAGCUCCAGCGAUGGUAUAGUUUUAUCAUCCAGCCCAGGGUCAUGCUGGCAGAAUAGGAGGGUGCAGAAUGCCAACUCUGGCAUCAGUGAGAUAAUCUGGAUGCAGGACCUUUCUGCAGCCUCACAUAGAAGCUAUAGGGAUCCUGAUUUCCCUCUGAGGGCAGACUUCUCUCUCUUGGAGAGGGAGAUCCAGUUAAUCCUAAGGCACCUGUCAGGUUUUAAAAUGUUUACAGGUUAAGUCCAAGGAAAGCUUUUUAGUACAGUCGUACCUUGGUUUUUGGUUUCUCGAAUGUUUUGACUCCCGAACGCCGCAAACCUGGACGUGAUUGUUCCAGUUUGCGAACUAUUUUUGGAAGCUGAACAUCCUAUGGGGCUUCUGAAUGGCUGCAGGAGCUUCCAAAUGUUUUGGAAGUUGAAUGGACUUCUGGAAUGGAUUCCGUUCGACUUCCAAAGUACGACUGUAAUUGAAUAUAACAUUUAAACUGCACUAAUGUGCUUCGUUGAAUUCCCUCCCCCCAAUCAAUUGGUUCAGUUCAGCUGCUUCCGGGCACUGGGAAAAGAUGGUGUCCUACAUAUAUUGCAAACCAGAUAGGAAAUCAGACAUGCUAAAUUGGAUACCAAUUUAUAUAGGGGAUUGGAAAAUUAUUGGGGGUUUUAUACAUUCUGCUGAACUCUACAUUGGGUUGUUGUUUUUUAGCUGCUACUUUUUAUUUGUUUAUUUUAGUUUAUAAACUGCUCUAGGAGUUUUACUGAGGGGUUUAUUUAACAAAUUGGGCCAGGAGGAGGAAUACCUGAAAACGACCUCUUUCUCUGCCCCCUCCCCGAAAAGGUUUUAAAGUAAUUCUCUGACCCAUUUUAGAUGAUUUUAUCUCUCCCUUUCUCCAAGAAGCUUAAAGGUGGUAUUCAUGGCUUUACCUAGCCCUCUUUUACCUUGCAAUGAGUUUGUGAGGUAGGUUAGGCUGAAGGUGGUUGACUGACCUAAGCUGAACUUCAUGGUGGUGGACAGGAUUUGAACCCUGUCUCCCUGUUGGCCCCUUGUCUCACAUUUUAAGCACCAUGAAAACGGAAUGGAGGUGAAAGUAGAAUACUUAGGUGUCAAGCAGUUUCUGAAGUUGAAAUGUGGGGCUGGGGGAAGAAGAACGCUAGGGCUGCCACCUGCUCUUGACUAUGUUUUAGUUGUGGGUUGGUGGGGCGUUGAAGCUGUCGGGGCUUCCCCAGAUGAUUGACGUCUUGCCUCUUACAUCUCUGGCUGCAUCUUGGAAAACAGCUUCUAAUAUUAGUGCUCCCGCCAGCUCCUCUUUCUAGGGGGUGAGCAGGCAGCCAACACCCUCAUUGCAGCAGAGCUAUAAAUACCACCUUUACUAGUUCCUGAGAUUGGGGGGUGGGUUGUAUGCCCACUUAGCACUCACAGCAGCAGUGUGAUACUGCAUUUCCCCCCACAUUGUAAGUACAGAAACAAGCUCAUUGCUAACGUCUUGAGCAUAAGAAGUGUGGUUGCUGGUUCAUAAGUACUGAGCGUGCAGUUUUGGGGGGGCUAUUUUUGUUUUUGUAAGUGCAUGUCAGGUCUAGAGCCCUGCAUGCUGGUGGUCCUCUAAAGGCCAAAUCAUAAUCCCCUUCAUGCUCUUCCAACAGAUGCUGACCCGGCCGUGACAACGGCGAUGUUGCGUUGGAUCUAUACAGAUGAGCUGGAGCUGAGAGAAGAUGACGUGUUCCUGACCGAGCUGAUGAAACUGGCAAACAGGUUUCAGCUACAGCUCCUCAGAGAAAGGCAAGUCUCUGAAUGAGCGGUUGCAUUUGUUUCUUAAUUAACAAGGCUAUUUGUCCUAACGCAAGUGAUUGUUUUCCCCCCUGUGGAUCCCUCUGGGAAGCGGCUUUGAAUUCAAAGAUGGGCACUCUCAGAAAUGCAGCUGUGAUCAGGACCAAUGGUGGGAUCUCUUCCCUUUGGAGAGAUCUGUUGAGGAUGCUUAGGGUCAGCCUUCCUGGUGACCUCCAGGUGUUCUGGGCUCACUGGUGAAGGUUGGUUUAGGUAAAGGUUGUCCUAUUACACACAUGACUUAGAAGGCCCUCUUGAUGCUUCCUCCAGCAAAUGAUGGCAAUCUCGCCAGGUUCUUCAUCAAACCUAUAUAUUUGAACUGACUUUGUAGUAACGAGCGUGACUUUAGUGACACAGAGAAUCUCUUCUGCUCUGGGAUCUUGUGUGCUCCUAUUAAUUUAUCCCAUUUGUGUGUGUGCAAAUGAACUUGGCUUUACUAGAUGUAUCGCAUCUGUCUACUUCUCGCAGUAUGGGCAAGGCAACAUUCCAGGCGCGUGUUAAUAGAUUAUAAUGCUCAGAUAUUACUUGAAUGAGGUAUUACACUGGCCGUGGCAAAGUUUCUUUCGGAGGUUAUAAGAAACAAAGAUCAUUAUGCCCUAGAUAAAACAAAAUGACUGCCUUGGUUCUACCAUCUGUCUGUCUGGUCGUUUUAACUGUAUCUAGUUUUGAAAUUGUUAUGGUUUAUGGGUCUUUGGACCACAAUAAAGUAUUGAUGAUGAUACUUGAAUCAGGACUUUAUUUACAACACGGUGAUGGUGUUAGCAGCAUAAGCAGAAAAGUCUUGCCUCUCUCAUUCAACUGGAUGCCUGGUAGCUUAACAGCAGAAUGCCUCCUGUGAAUGUCUUGCAGGGUGUUAAGAUUAAUAUUCUUGGCUAAAAGCCUAACUUCAGAAGUCUUCAAGUGCAGGACAGGCAAUUCCUUUGGAUCUGAAGGCUACUCCUUGAACACUGAUCUGCUCUGAAUAUCGAAACCAUAGUUUCCUGGUUUGGUUGCAGUGGGAAACUGUGGUUAAUGAACUCAGGCACUCUUCAGUUGUUGCUCAGCAAAGAGGGAAGGGAUGACACACGCCACUUGCAUCUUAGUUUAAUUAACUGAGAUAGUUAUGUCCGAUCUGGGCCAAGAUCUUUCAAAGAACUUCUUCAGUUUUACUAAUACUUUAUAAAGCAGGUCUGUGUUCAUACUUUUUAGCUACUGAGAUAAGUCUUUUGAUGCUGGCAAUGAAAAUCAUCUGCUAGUAAAUCCCCUUUUUGCUGACCCCCGGCUCUUUCCCUGUCUGUCUUGGUAGGUGUGAAAAAGGAGUCAUGUCACUUGUGAACGUCAGAAACUGCAUCCGCUUCUAUCAAACAGCUGAGGAGCUGAAUGCCAGCACUUUGAUGAACUACUGUGCAGAGAUAAUUGCUAGUCAUUGGGUAAGCGCUGAGAGAGGAGCAUGGGGUGCUUCAAGAGGUCAAAUGAGGAUAUGUGUUUUUUAAUGUAAAAAUGCAGCAUUUACUCUGUUUCCAAGGCAAGGAUUUCUGUAAAAUUUGAAACUAUACUGAGAAUCCCCCACAUUCUGUUUUGCAGCUGCUUUGGGCUGUACCAUGUACAGUGGGGGAAUUGCGUGUUUGAAGGUUUCCCCAGGAAACAACAAGUGCCACCUCGCAUGUGGAAAGCUAGCAUGUUGGAGAGAAGAAUUUUAGCCCCGCGUUCUCUUUGCCUUGUUAGCUUCCCACUUGCAAAGAGGUUUUCGUUUUCAUUUGGUCUGCAGUUUGGUGUAUGCAUCUGCUUAAAAUGGGAUGUCUUGGCAUUGACAGCAGAACUGAUGCCUGUACUGAAAACAGGCGGUUCCUGGUCUGUAAUUAUUGAAUCAUAGCUCAGUUCCAAAGAGUGUUCCCCCCUCCACCUGUGGAAACAUUUUGCAGCGUGGGAGAAAAAGUGCCUCAUUAAAGAUCAUCAGCCUAUGUUACAUGUGUGGAUAAAUAAUCUCACAGGUUGAGACAACAAAAUGUUGGAGGAUGUUCCUGGUACAGUGAUUCAUGCCCAUGGGAGAGCCUUGUGCUCAAAGCUAAGAUACGGAAGGAGCAUACUUAUACCACCCAGAGCAAUAAAACGGGUGGGGAACCUGUGGCCUGCCACGUGUUGUUGGCAUCCAACUCCCAUCAUCCCUGACCAUUGGCCAUGUUGGCUGGGGCUUAUGGGAAUUGUAGUACAAAGCACCAGGUUGGUGACAGCUGGUCUAAGCAGCUUGCGGUAAUUUUUUAUACAGUACCCCCAUCUUGCAGUAGUGUAGCACAGCUUCAGACCCAGCUUUCUCCAUUCCUUGUGCUGCCCAUGCAUACAUUUCUUUAAACACACACACACGCUGAAUUUGUAAAGUAAAAAUAAAAUAUGAAACAAACAGGAACAAACAUAGUACACUAACCAAAACAAAACAUGGACCCAUAAACUCUGGUAUUGCAAUGAAAACAAGAGAGUUGGAAAGCAUUUUACAGAUUCACAGAAACACAUGUGCUGCUCUUGCCGUGGCAUUUCUAGUUUUCAAGCCAGAAACCAGUAAAUGCUUGGGAAUUGUAUUCAGCCACGUAGACUUUUGAGAGGCAGGCGGGAAAAUCUGACCACGUACAAUCAAAUAUACUUUUUCAGUUUGACUCCCCCCAAAAGUCUGGGUUUUUUCCUGUUACCCAUACACUUAUAAAAGCACAGGUGCAUGUAGAAAUGGCUGAUACUUUUUUAUGCUUGCUCUAUGUUGUGUUUUUAUUUAUGUAUUUGUUAAGAUGUAAGCCCAACAGUGGGGAGUGUUGUUUUAAUUUCAUGUAAGCUGCUCUGGGAACCUUUCUGACAAGGAAAGGGUACAAAUGCUACAAAUAAAUAAAUAGCGCUGGAGAAAUGACUGAAGCGGGGGGGGGGGGCGGCUAAGGUUGGAGCCAAGAUAUGUGACUUUCUUGAUUGAUGAUUUUUUCCCCCCAGGAUGAUUUGAGGAAAGAAGACUUUAGCAGUAUGAGUGCUCAGCUAUUGUAUAAAAUGAUCAAAUCCAAAACAGAGUUUCCUUUGCACAAAGCUAUUAAAGUGGAGAGAGAAGACGUCGUUUUCCUGUAUCUUAUUGAAAUGGAUUCGCAGGUAGGUAGAGAUCCUCCCCUAAAUCUGCACUAGGAUAGAAUUUUGGAGAUAUCUCUCAAUAUGCUCAUUACUACAAAGUCAGUUCCCUCUGCCUCUUAAGAAAGCAGAAUAGACUUUAGCAUCUGAAAUGAGUUUUUAAAAACAAACACCUUCCCUAGUUUGCAAUUACAGUUCUCUCCCCCCCCCUUAAUAUCACUAAGAAAACCUUUCUCUUCGAAAUGAUUGUUGCUUCCCCCACAACCUCCACUGUCUUUUUUUUUAACUGUCCGUAAGCCUGCCUUACGUUUGAACCAUUGUUCUAUUUAGUCCAGGUCGGCCUUAGUUCUUGAGCCUGGGAUUUGCGUCAUGCUUUGUCACUGAGCAUGGCCUCUCCUAAGCUUCUCUGCUGCCCUGCGUGGCUCCUUAGUGAGCGGCGUUAAAUGUAGAAUAAACACCAGAAUCUUCAUUUUUUUAAUCUGCUGCUUUUGCUAUCACGCUGUGCGGUGCCCGACUUCUAAUCCCGUUUCCCCGCAGCUGCCUGGGAAGCUAAACGAAGUAGAUCACAACGGAGAUCUUGCUUUAGAUCUGGCACUUUCUCGAAGACUGGAAAGCAUUGCAACCACCCUGGUUAAUCACAAGGCAGAUGUGGACAUGGUGGACAAGAAAGGCUGGAGCUUGCUGCAUAAAGCUAUUCAGAGGGGUAAGAAUAAACUGUGUUUGGAAAAUAUAUAGUUCACUUUCCAGCUAAGAAUUCGUUCUGUACAUUCCUGGCAAAAAACCCCUCAUGGAAUCAUAGAGUUGGCAGGGACCUAGAGGGUCACCUAAUCCAAUCCCCUGUAAUGCAGGAAUCUCAGAUUUCAUAGGUGCUAGCAUUUAAAUUUGUAGAUCGGGGUAGGGAACCUCGGGCCCCCUGGAGCCAGAUGCUGGCCUCCAGGUCUCUCUUGUCAUCAGUAAACGAAUGGAUAGAGGAUAUGUACAAACUUGCAACACACGAACAAGUCCCCUACAAACGUCGGCUUGCCAUGGCAAAUUUAAUGAUAUUUGGAAUUCAUUUUUAUAAACACUGUGUUAGGUUAAGUUUAGGUUAACUACAAUAACAAUCAUGUAGUGUUUAUAGUUUUUGUUUUUUACACGGGUGUUGUUUUUCUAUUCGCAUCUUAUUUUACCUUGCACACUUGAAAUUGUAUACUUCCUGUAUUUCACUAAAGAAUAUAUAUUUUAUACACACACACACAAACACACACACACACACACACACACACACACACACACAAAAAUCAUCAUUAAAACAACCACCUUAUAUAAAACACUAUGAACAAAACAUCUUAAAAAAUAGACUGAACAGCACAACCGCAAGAAAAGUCAUAAAAUUCACAAAGCAUUGCAGCACUUGUAAUCCACAAAACAAUAUUAGCAACAUUAACAAACAACCAAAAACUAACCAAGGACGUCUUCCCAGCAAAUUCCUCCACCCACCUGUUUUUCAUGUCCACAGCAAACAGUAGGUUGUGUGUAAGCAUGUACAGUGGUACCUCGGGUUAAGAACUUAAUUCGUUCUGGAGGUCUGUUCUUAACCUGAAACUGUUCUUAACCUGAAGCCCCACUUUAGCUAAUGGGGCCUACUGCAGCGCCGCCUGCACCAUUUCUGUUCUCAUCCUGAAGCAAAGUUCUUAACCCAAGGUAAUAUUUCUGGGUUAGCAGAGUCUGUAACCUGAAGCGUGUGUAACUUGAAGCGUAUGUGACCCGAGGUACCACUGUAUCUCCAACUUGAGAGAAAGAUCUCUAGAGACUAGAAAUGUCUUCUAUUCUGGGCCAUCUUGCAUGAUCAAGUUAGAGAGUCGUUGAACUGAUGUUGGACAUUACACAGCAGAUUAACUUAGCUUUAGAAAAAACCUCCAAAAGUCUGGCAAAGCAUGUGGUGUGUUUGGUGGUUCUGAAGUUUUCAGUGCAAGAAAAGGGAUCCUUUUGAGGAUUCAUACAGUUAGACAGGAAUUGGUUGCCAUGGCAGUGAUAUGCAGAGAGCAAAGGAACAGAGCAGUAGCAUCUUGAAUUACAUCUUCCUCUGGCAAGAGAAAGUGGGGCUUGUUGCCUGCCCUUCUUUAUUAGCAAUUCAAGCCGAUGGCCAGCAAUUUCUGUUCUUCCCUUGGGCUAACUACUUGUAGAAAAUAAACUUCAUCUAAAUGUAUAAUAGGAAAAUUAUAGUCCUCUGCAAGGUAUGAGUAACCCUUGAAGAUAAACUUCUUUCCAUAUCACUUAAUACCAGCUGUAGUCAAGAUCAGAGGGUUUUUGGUUGGCUAGCCAAAAUCUAUGUUCACCCUUAAUGGUGUCGUCCCGUCCGACCCCCCCGCCCCCGGAAUUGGCUGUGAUGAGCCUGCAAGGAGUAUCAACUUUGUGUGGUAGUGGAAGCAAACCUUUCCCCUCCAUUCCCAGCCCUGAGCUGAGCAGCUAGAGGGACUUGUCCAUGGUGCUUUGAGCUUCAGAGUGUCUCUGAAAGCAGCAGGACGCUUUCCUUCAUUCUGAGAAUUAGUUUGAGGUUUGGGAGAACCUCUAUAACUCCUCCCAGUUCAGGAGAAGGGCAAGGUAUUUCACCAGAAUUGUAAAAACCCCUUGGUCCCUACUUACAAAACUGCAGGUUAAGGGCCUCCGACGUUGCAGGAGAUUUCUUUUGAAAUUGGAAUACAACUGGCAACAGUCUACCUUGUCAACAGUUGAAAAUGCUCCACUGUACGGAUCUUGCAAGCUCUUUAAACAACGUCACUUCAUUUGGUUCAGAUCCUCUGUUAAUGGCAGAAGCGCAAUUGCAAAAUGCAAAAAAUGUUAAGGAAAUCUUUGGAUCUCCCUUCACUGUGCUGGAAUGGGUGUUCUGUGCUCCCCAGCACCGCUUCCAGUUACAGGCAGCUUGCUUGUGAAAAGCAGCAGAAUGGUGUGGGGGCCAUUUUUUGGUGGCAUGGUGAACGCGUUGCCAUCACUUAAUGCCUGUGCUGGAUAUGUGCUGAUGGGUGGCUGUGAUGCUUACUCAGCAGAAGCAAGCAAGGGUCUCCAUGAUUGGAAGAUGCAUCGCACUGCAGCACUUAAUGGGAAAGUUCAGAUGUACAACUGGUGCCUGUUGAGCCCUUGUGAUCCUCAUGCACCUGCAACACCAUCUCCCUCCUUCCUAUCCUUUUUACCCCAUCCCAUCCUUUCUUGGCCAUUCCAUGGGCUGUUUGUGGAACCUGCACAGGCUGCGCUUCCUCCAUAACAGCAAAAUCCAGAAAUAGGACUGCUACUUUCCCAGGGCCACCAUUUCUGGUGUUUCCUCAUUUAGGACAUAAGCACUAAACUGUAUGUGAAUUGACAUGUCAUGUGAAUGCAUCAGAAGUUUUAAAAUUUAUUUUUAAAAUCUGUUUUUAUAUAUGGUUCCUGGUGGUCUCCCAUUUAAGAGACCGACCUGGUCCAGGCCUACUUAGUCUUAGCUGUGUUGCAACCUCAGAUACUCCCAAAUAUGCCUGCUUCUCAACUCUGUUUUAAACAGCUUAUUUUCCAUUAUUCUCCCCAUCCAGACACAUAGGGAAAGCAGUCACUUAGAAGAGAGAGGCAUCCAACAACUUUUUUGUGUGUCCUCCCUGUGUCACUUGUAUUUCCUUCAGAACAAACACAGUGAGCCAAACAAGUAGCCCAGGCGCUUGCUGAAUAAUCUUGCUUUAUCUUCUUAUGUGAGUGUGCUGUGGUGAUGAGAGUGUUGGACUAGGAUUUUGGAUUCCAGGCUUCAAAUUCCCACUUGGCCAUGAAGCUAACUGGGUGACCUUGGGCCAGUCACUGCCUCUUAGCCUAGCCUACCUCACAGGGUUGUUGUAGGGAUGAAAUGGGGCAGGGAGAAGCCACCUUGAGCUCAUAAUGUUAAUAAUACACCCAAAAUAGAGACCACUGAUCCUCUUUCCAUCAAAAGCCCUGCAUCUGGGUCUUUUUUAAUUUUUUAACAAACCUAUUCCUUUUCUACAGAUACAAGGAAUAUUCUGCCGUUUACACUUUUCUGACUGAUCUGGCAAAUGGGAAAGGAUUGUUAGGGAGGGUUUCUUUGGAGCGAGUGCUUUUUAAAAAUCCUGCUACCUGACUUCUGCUCUUUCCUUGUCAUUCCCCAAAGGAGAUAAAUUUGCUGCUAGCUUCCUCGUUAAAAACGGUGCCCGGGUGAAUGCUGCAACCUUGGGAGACCAGGAGACUCCCUUGCACCUCGUGGCCUCCUACAGCCCCAAGAAACACAAGCCGGACAUCAUGGCAGAGAUGGCACAGAUUGCAGAGUCCCUCUUGAAGGCAGGAGCCAAUCCAAACAUGCAGGACAGCAAAGGAAGGUGACUGUUGGGUGGCAUUGUGCUUGUAUGUUUCCUUGACCUAUUGCUUGAAAUGUUGAUCUGGACAUCUGAAGAUGCUUUAUGCAGAAUUGGAAAAAUUGGUCCAUCAAACCCUUGUACCCUAGGACCCACAUACCUAUGGGACCGCCUCUCCUGGUAUGCCCUGUGGAGGACCUUAAGAUCCACAAAUAACAGCACUUUGGAGGUCCCAAGCCUCAAGGAAGUUAGAUUGGUUUCAACUAGGGCCAGGGCCUUUUCAGCACCGGCCCUGACAUGGUGGAACACUCUGUCGCAAGAGACUAGGGCCCUGCGGGACUUGACAUCUUUCCACAGGGCCUGCAAGACAGGGCUGUUCCGCCUGGCCUUUUUGGGAGUCGGUCUGACCCUUAUGUUUCCCUCCUCUUAUGGUCUUGAUUUAUCAGCUACUUUAAAAUGAGGCUGCAUUUUAAAUUGCAUUUUAACCUGUAUUUUAAAUUGUGGGGUUUUUUUUCUUUUCUCCCCCCCCCCCUUUCCCCCCUGUUAUAUUUUUACUGUGAUUUUAUUGGUGUUAGCCGCCCUGAGCCCGGCUCUGGCCGGGGAGGGCGGAAUAUAUAUAAAAUUUAUUGUUGUUGUUGUUGUAUUGCUUAUUUUGGCUGGCAGAGGUACCAAUGAUAGAAACUGCAACCUUUGCAUGUAAAAGCAUGUAUGUUAUUGAUGGGAUUCCGGUGCCAGGGUAAAACGUAUCUGUUAUCCCGGGCAUCUGGUGACUGAAAUUUGGGCUGUUCGAUGUCUUAGAAGGUGUUGAACCAGCGGGCGGGGAGAGAUGCCAGGUGACCUGGCGGUGGUAAUUCAGGUCCAUCCAUAGGAAGUGGAGCAGGGUUAGAAACACCGGGGUCCUGAGACUCAGGAACCAAGAGGACAAAAACUUUUUAAAAAGAAUUGGAAAAAUUUAUAAUUUAUUUAGGAGACCACUGCAAGCAGAUCAAAACCUUAACAGGAUUUGAAACUCACUUGUAAUGUAACAAAUACUAUGGAUAUUAUGGAUUGAUUUAAAAUAUAGAAUAUGGAAUAAUACGCAGUUGUAAAUGCUGACAGUAGGACCCAUGGAAAGGAUGGGGCAGGAAGUCUCAAGAUUCAGAGUAAUCUCUAUAUGGAUAUGCAUUUGGAAUGUUAUAAAUUUAUAUUUGUAAAAUCAAGUAAAAAGAUUUCAAAAAAUAAAUAAAUAUCUGCACCCCGUUAAGUCUGUUACUGAAAAUAGGUGAAACCUGUUGACGGGUACAGAAGUAAAUCUAAAACCGACUGCCUGAAUGCUCAGUAAUAGCUGUUAAUAAUUAAAAUGGAUGUUGGUCUCCCGGUGUAAAUAAGACAAGCAGGUAGAGCCAGUUGAGGGAGGAGUCUAGUGUCACGUGCUCCAAGAAGUUGCCGACUUACAAAAGAGAUCUUGCUCCUUGACCUUUGGAAGACCUUGUGCCCUAAUUCAGCUGACCCCUUUCUCUCUCUCUCUCUCUCUCUCUCUCUCUCUCUGCACCCCCAGGACUCCACUGCAUGCCUCCAUCGUUGUGAGAAAUGACCCAGUAUUCAGCCAGCUGCUCCAGUGCAAGCAGUAAGUCUGUGCAAACUGGAUUAAUACAAUUAUCUAUCUGGAUGGUGCUCUUAAUAGAAGAAACCAUGUCCUUGUCAAGUUUUGGGUACUUUAGGAGACUGUCUGGAAACGAUGGACUUUUCUUGAAUUUCAGGCAGAGUUUUCCUAAAGGCUGCUCUUCCCUUCGUAGCCGGCAACUUGCCUUGCAGUUCUUGUCUGUGGAAUUGUGUGUUUCUUAUCACCGUUCUGUUUUGCAGCGGACACUUGGGUGGGUCUUCUCGAUAGGGCAGGGAGGUGGCUGGAACGGUGAGCUUGGGGAAGUGGCUCAGUGGUGGCAGAACGGAAGUGUUUCUGUACUAAAAGGUCUCGGAUGAUUCAAAUCCAAGUUGCAAAACCUCCCAGUAAAUGAAAAGCUGCCAGUGAGAAUGGGCAGGUGUCAAUCAGGAGAAAAAGAAUGCUAGUUGACUUGGUAGGGAGAAAAUACAAAAAUUGGAUGUUGAAGGCACAAUAAACAGACAGGUGAAAUCUGGUGAACUGGCCAGUGUUAGAAAGCCUUGAUUUGUGUCUCCUGAGAACAAAGUCCCGACUUGAAAUUGUUUGUGGGGCAUAAUCGGAUGUUGUUGUCGUUGCCAGGCUCGAUUUGGAACUGAAGGAUCAUGAAGGAAGCACUGCUUUGUGGCUUGCUGUUCAGUAUAUCACGGUGUCUUCUGACCCGUCCGUCAACCCCUUUGAGGAUGUCCUGGUGGAAAACGGCACUUCCUUUGAUGAGAACAGCUUUGCGGCCAGGCUCAUCCAGCGGGGCAGCAAUACGGACGCUCCCGACACAGCAACCGGUGAGAGAAAUUGUGUCGUCCCAGUAACUCAGUCCCUAAAGAAGGCAAUUGAGAAAUCAGAUAGAAGACAAGCCAAAGGAAGAAAGAGGCAACAGCAGAGCUGAAACUUUAAAGCGAGCAACCUUUUGGUUUGCUUUAGCACAGAGGGCACUGAAAAGAGGGUGCAGUGGGAGGGGGGUGUGGCCUGCAUGUUUCAGAUAGCUAAUUUUUUUGUGAAUUGAGCAAAAAGACACUGGAGUCUCUUGAGGAAAUAAAAUUCCAGCUGUUGUACAUCAGGGGAGGACAAAUCAAAAGGGCCUUGAGUAGCACUGCCCCAGUUGUGAAAGGCCCUCUUUCUGGAGGCAUGGGUGUUUGGGGGUUCAUGGUUUGAUGGGAAUUUACUUGGGUUUGUUUUUCUUCUAGUUUUUGGUGGCGAUGGUUAGAUUUAAGUGAGUUUUAUGUUAUGGGACUGAUUUUGAGGUUUUAUUGUUGGUAUUGCUGAUAUAGUAUGGUUUUUAUACUGUGGCUUUAUUAUUGAUGUUGCUGGUGUUUUCCUGUUACCUUAAUUGUGUUCUGUGAUUUGUAAUAAUGUGUGUAUGUGAGAGAGAGAGGGAGAGAGAAUCGUUUUGAGGUCACUUGUGACAAAAAGUGGGCGCUGUGGGUUAAACCACAGAGCCUAGGACUUGUCAAUCAGAAGGUCUGCGGUUCGAAUCCCCGCGACGGGGUGAGCUCCCGUUGCUCUGCCCCAGCUCCUGCCAACCUAGCAGUUCGAAAGCACGCCAAAGUGCAAGUAGAUAAAUAGGUACCGCUCCAGCGGGAAGGUAAACGGCGUUUCCAUGCGCUGCUCUGGUUCGCCAGAAGCGGCUCAGUCAUGCUGGCCACAUGACCCGGAAGCUGUACGCCGGCUCCCUCGGCCAAUAAAGUGAGAUGAGCACUGCAACCCCAGAGUCGGUCACGUCAGGACCUAAUGGUCAGGGUCCCUUUACCUUUUAAGCACACUUAAUAAUAAAGAAGUCAGUAAUAAGCCACGUCAGUUCAGUUGUGUCCUGCCCUCCAGUGUCCUGGCUUAGAAUGCAAGAUGACGGCUGGAAUUUCGGCUCCUGUUCUAACUGUGUUCUAACUUUUUCUUUUUCUCUCCCCCACCCGUGUGGCUGGCUGCCUGUAGGAAACUGCUUGCUGCAAAGAGCAGCAGGGGCAGAAAACGAGGCUGCCGCUCUGUUCCUGGCAACUCAUGGGGCCAAAGUUAACCACCGAAAUAAAGCGGUAGGUGAAGAGAAGGGAAUGUCGAAUGAAAUAGAAUUCUGCUCAGACACUCCAUAUAUCUGUUUGGUGCAUGGAGGGAAAUUAACAGCAAGCCCCUAACUGCUUACUGUAGAGUGCAAGUAUUAAAAUGCAGAUAGUUUGGACCAUUUCUCAUUUUACUGUGAUGAGAUGGAGAAAGGGCGUGUGUGUGUUAGGCCUGGGCGAUGUAUCAAUUCAUCGCCCAGGGCCAGUUUGAAGGCUGGAGUGCAAUGGCACCUUCACCGGGCAGUAUAUCGCGGGUGGGGCUUGCUGCACCUGACUCUGCCACAAGUGGCCGACUCACGGAGGGAGGAACAAGCUGCAUUAGCCCUGGCCCCAUGGGGUGUCAGGGUGAAACCGCUGCCGAUCCUGCCAAGGGAGUUCCACCCCAGUGCCUUGUGGGGCCGGGGCCAAUGCAGCUUGUUCCUCCCUCUGUUUUUCAACAUUGGGAUGUAUUGCUAUAUCUCAAUGUUUGGCCAAGGGACGCGGGUGGCGCUGUGGGUUAAACCACAGAGCCUAGGACUUGCCGAUCAGAAGGUCGGCAGUUCAAAUCCCUGCAACGGGGUGAGCUCUCGUUGCUCGGUCCCUGCUCCUGCCAACCUAGCAGAAAGCACAUCAAAGUGCAAGUAGAUAAAUAGGUACCGCUCCAGCAGGAAGGUAAACGGCGUUUCCGUGCGCUGCUCUGGUUCGCCAGAAGCGGCUUAGUCAUGCUGGCCACAUGACCCGGAAGCUGUCUGUGGACAAACGCCGGCUCCCUCGGCCAGUAAAGCGAGAUGAGCGCCGCAACCCCAGAGUCGGUCACGACUGGACCUAAUGGUCAGGGGUCCCUUUACCUUCACCUAAUGUUUGGCCGGUGAUACAUUUCAAUGUUGAAAAGCUGACAUCGUCCAGCCGUAGUGAAGGAGCAGCUGCUCCCCUGUUUUAUUUCCUCUUCCCUCCCCAUUCUUUUUUCCUUUUAUAUUGCGUCUCUUAGAUUGAGAACCUGCAGGCAGCCCUUUCUUCUAGCAUAUGUACACUGCUUAGAAAAUUGAGGAGCCACAAAUGUGUUGACAGUUGUUUGUCGCGCACUGAGCUCUGUGGGAGCUGCUUUUGAAGUCCAAUUCAUGAGUCUUUUCUCUCCCUCUUGAAAUCGAUUGUCUUUUUUAAGUUUUUCAAAUUCUCCUUUCCAUAAAGGGAGAGACCCCGCUGCACACAGCUUGCCGGCACGGCCUAGCCAACCUCACGGCAGAGUUGCUGCAGCAAGGAGCAAAUCCUAAUAUCCAGACGGAGAAAGCCGUGCCUGCCCAGAAGGGGACAGCGGCGCCCAGCACGGCAGAUAACGUCAGCCUGCAAACUCCUCUUCACAUGGCAAUAGCUUACAACCACCCGGAUGUGGUGUCCGUCAUACUGGAGCAAAAAGGUAAGCCUUCUGUGGGGAGCUGCCCGUCGGGAGGGGAUAGAACUGGAGGGAAUAGGAGCUGAAAAGCGGAUAAAUGAACCAUCAAAAAGAGUCUGUUGGAUCAGGCCAGUGGUCCAUCUAGUUCAGUGGUGAACCAGAUUCAGCUAUGGGAAACCCACAAGUAGGACUCUCAAGCACAAGGGCACUCUCCCCACAUCCCAUUGGCUUCCAUCAACUGGCAUUCAGAGUCAUUACUGCCUCCAACUACAGAAGGGUAAACUACUGAGCCCAGAACUCUUCUAGGGGUGGGUGGAAAAUGUUCUUUAAAGGUAUAAUGCGUAUGCAGCCCGGUAUCUUUGAAGCAAACAGGAUUGACUUCAGGCUUAAAAGAGAAUUAAUGGUUUUCUCUUCUAGCAAAUGCUCUUCAUGCUACCAACAAUCUGCAGAUCAUUCCUGACUUCAGUCUCAAGGACUCCAGAGACCAAACAGUCCUGGGAUUAGCCUUAUGGACAGGUAAGCGCCCAAAGAUGGAUGGUCUGAAAUUUUAGGAGCUCGUGGGCAGAGAUGGCCUCACCUCCAAUAAAUAAUAGAAGAAACCUUUUUUAAAAAAAGGAAAAAUAAGGAUUGUAUUCAACCAGCAGUUGACGCUUUAAAAUUUCAUUGUGGUGACUGAUAAGCCCAUUGAUUUCGGUGGGUUUUCUCAGAGUGUAGUUGGAACCCUAAGGGAGCAAUCCAACCAGAGUUAAGCAUCUUUCAAUCCCACUGCUUUCAAAAGGGAGAGAGAUUUAAGUCUGUAUUCCACUUCUCCUAUUGAAAUCACUGGGACUUUAUAAAGUGCUAUGACUUUCCAUCCACUUGUCUGUAGUGGGUCUGGGGGAAAUAGAAAUAGAAAUACUUUACCACUGUACCACUUGUUUACAGUGAGAUUAAACGAGCCCCCCAUUCCACCCACAAUCUCUCAGUCCUUGUUAUACUCUGUGUGCUGUCAUACGACCACCUUGGAGCCUUUUUCAAAUAAGAGGGGAGGUGAACUGUUUAAUGCUGAGUAGCUAGUUGAUCCCGUCCCUCAUCCUGUGCAGGCCAUAUAUGCUCCACUUGUACAUCAUAGUACAGACGAUGGACUGCAAAUCCCAUCAUCCCUGCUCACUGGCUGUGGGGCUGGCGAGGGCUGAUUGGGGUUGGAAGUUCAAAGCCACAGGUUGGGCUUUCGUUUUUUUUAAAAACCAGCAUCUACUUACAUGCUGGAUUACCAAAGUAGGUGGCGGCGGCAGUGGAACCCUUCAUAGUUGUUCUCAUAAACAAAUCUGCUCUCCUGUUUCAACAUAGCACAAACUGACAGGCCUCCGACCGCAGGCAGCUAGAAAGCCGUGUUUGUCUGACAGAAGUGCAUCUGGCAGCGCAAUAUGUGAGCCCUUUAAUCUGGCAUAUUUGUACCUAAACAAAUUUUGUGCCUAAAGCUGCCGGGAGGAGUAAAGUUCAAACUCCAACUUGCCUGCAAAUCCCUGAAAACCUUAACCUCUCGCAGUAUCUUGACAAGAGAAAAAGGGGGAAUACAGCUGAAUUUACAUGGCUUCAUACUCCAACUAUGGGAGCACAGUCUCAGGCCUGCAGGCCAGGUCCUAGGACUGCAGUGUGAAGGUUCGUCUGUAUAGAGUAGCCUUCCCCAGAUGUUGAGUGCCACUUCUAAGCCUAUGGAAGUCACCAGGUUUGGGGAGUCCUAUUGUUAAAUACCAUAAUAUGUGAAGUGUCUCAGAGUAAGGAUUUGUUUAUUUUCGAGUGCUUCUGUCCCACUUUUCUAAAAGACAACGAAAGCUACGGAGAAUGCAUUUACACUCCACCUUCUUUUCAAGGAGCUCAAGGGUAGCAUACAUCAUUUCCCUUCCCCCUACCAUUUUAUCCUCAUAGCAACCCUGCAAAGUAGGUUAGGCUGAGAGCAACUGGCCCCCAGCGAGCUUCAUGACUGAUUGGGGAUUCGAACCCUGUUCUCUCAUGCCUUAUCUGACGGUCCAAAAUGGGAGGGGAGAGAGUGGGAGCUCUACAGGCAGUCAUGAGUUCCUUGAAGGAAAGAAAGGGCAGAAAUGUAACGGAUAAAUUGGACGUUUCUUUCCUCUCCCCGCCGGCAGGAAUGCACACUAUUGCUGCUCAGCUGCUUGGCUCUGGGGCCUCCAUCAAUGACACGAUGUCAGACGGGCAGACUCUGCUGCACAUGGCAAUACAGAGGCAGGACAGCAAGAGCGCCCUCUUCCUCCUGGAGCACCAGGCAGAUAUCAGCGUCAGGUAAUAAGGCCUUGGUUGUACUUGCAAAGUUGUGUGAGAGUCUUAGCACAGAGGCAGGCCCAGUGCCCCUGCAAGGCACACUCGGGCAAAUGAAUUGGCGCUGUCUUGGGCUGAGCAGGUUGCUUCUGCUCUUCCCACACCCCCUUGCCUCAGAGGGCAUCAGUGGGUUCUGCUGCAGGUUGACACCACAGAGAACCAAGGAUGAUAACAGAAAAUGCCACCUGAAUUAUCUUGGCACCAUAAGGAUGGGAUCUUCGUUUAUGUUCUAUUAUGGUUAUGAGACGGCAACUUGUUUCUGUAUGGUGCUUUUAAAAGAACCUCAAAGAAAAUAAGGGGUACCGCAGACUCACUUGUGCCCUAGCUGAUUAGUUCAGGGAUAAUGAAUCUUUGGCUCUUGAUAAAGGUUUAUCUUUCAGUACCAUUUUGAGACUUUGUCGUCUCUUUUGUUCUUUCUGCAAUUUUUUAAAUAGUACAGUGGUACCUCUAGUUGCGUUCACCUCUGGUUACGUAUCCUUUGGGAUACGUAUGCGGCAAACCCGGAAAUAUUUUCCCAGGUUUCGCUGCUCGUGCAUGCACAGAGGCGCUAAACCAUGCCAUGUGCAGAAGCAGCACCUUCGGUUGCAAAUUCCUUGGGAUGCAACCAGAGCUCUGGAACAGAUCCCGUUCGCAACCGGAGGUACCACUGUACUUCCCUCCCCCAGUCUGUCGGUGAUGCACCGCCUGUGGCUAUCUGCCUGCGUAUAGCACAAUGUGCUUGUUUGCAGGACUCAGGACGGUGAGACGGCCCUCCAGCUGGCCAUCAAAAACCAGCUCCCUCUUGUCGUCGAUGCGAUCUGCACCCGGGGAGCAGACAUGUCUGUGCCAGACGACAGAGGGAACCCUCCGCUCUGGCUCGCUCUGGAAAACAACCUGGAAGAUAUUGCUUCGACUCUGGUAAGAGCGGUGACUGCUGCAGCCUCUUUCUUUUUUCUUCUAUUAGACGUUGGAAUCCUUUUCACAGUCAUCAUCACUCUUCUCUAACCAAUCAACUUGGAAAUGUUUCUGUACAAAAUGCAUGCCAGGAUAAAGUGGAGGGGAGGCGUUGUUUUGUUCUUCAAGUCACUGGGCAUAAUGAAACUAGGGAGAAACUGAAAAGAAGGCUUUGCUGUGGGAGGUGAAAGCUAGGGAGAAGUCUGAGACGGAUCUGCAUUCCAAGCUUGGUUGUGGCUGGUGUUGAGAGCCACAGACCUUAUUUUCUCUCCCGCUCUCUUUAAUGCAUGAUGUUGCAUGACAGUGUUGCGAGCUGCUUCCCCCUUGCUCACAGACACUGCACUGGUUGCAGAAUCAAUGAAACAGCAGUUGGAUAUGGUUUGAGUAUCCCUGGGGCAGCCAUUCCCACCCUACUGUCCUCCAAAACAUGUGGAGCGCACCAGGUUGGGAAAGACUGGCCUAGAUGUUGUGAGUAGGAGAGAAGGAGGCAACAAGAGGCAGGGCUGUUGUAUUCAACUAUCAGCGACAACAGCUUGAGAGUAGCUGCCGCCUUCCAGGCGGAGCUUUUCCUGUAGCCUCCGUUCCACCAUGAGGGCUUUAAAAACAAGGUAUCCUCAGCAAGUUCUGCCAGUUGCAUGAUGCAUUCUUCUUUCACAUCCGAGUUCGUUCAGUGGUUUUUUAACAGGUUGCACUAUUUUGAGUGCAUUGUUAAAUUUAUAUUUUAAAAAAGAGGGUGGGGGAGUGUAACAUGUUUAAAGCAGGCAGAGUUCCUAAAACCAGAUAGAAAAAUGCUACACUUAAAGUCACGUCGGGACUCCAGUACAAUAUUGAGAAGGGCUGGUUGGUCGCACACUCUGCCAAAAUCCCUAAUAGCUUACUGGAGAGACUGAACGAACGCUGCUCAUUUAACAGGUUGAGCAGCCUACGCACCUUCAGUUUGCGUGCACAACUCUCCCACAGUUCUCAUGUUUUAGUUUUCAUGCAUGCACAGGAUUUUAAAGUCUCGUCACCAGUAUUCUGGAGCACCGUUCCUAUUGAAAUCAGGGAGGCUCCUACAAUUCUGAUACUCUGUCCCCUGCUGAAAACAUGUUUGUUGUCCAGGCAUUUUUUUGAGAAUUCCUUUGAUUCACUGCUGGUCAUCUUGUUCUGUAUUUUAUUAUUUUAUAAUUUCACUGUGUUUCAAUGGUUUUUAAUAAGAUAUUAUGGUCAUUUAUCUGCUGAAACCUCUUUGGGUGUGCAGAGUGAGCAGUGUUUAAACUAGUGGAUCUUAGAGAGUGGGCUUCUUGCAAUCACACACAGAGGUAGGUAAGAAAAUAAUAAAGCUGUAGGAAAAUAAUGUGAUUUGCAAGAGAAAAGUUUCUACUUCCAUACGAAUCUAUGCUUUCUCCUUGGUUCUCUCAGAGGAUAAUUAAAGAUGACCUCUCACCUUGAGGUCCAAACAAGAAAGGUAUAAGGAGGAGGAAAUUUUAAGUAGGAUGCAACCUGAGAAUAUCAGUCUCACCUAAAAGAGAUAGAGUUAGGGACCUCCAGAUUCCCAGACUAUCCCUGUAUCUUUAACCUUUAUCGGCCUUAGCCCAUGCAAACCCCAUUUUUUAGAUAAUUCAUUUUAUCCCCCUUCUGGUUGUUCUGUAUUUUACGAUUUUAUAAUUCUGUGGUGUGGAUAUUUCUACACACCACAAUGACUAUUUUUAAACGACUUCCAGGUUUAUAGAUAGAUACUCUUAUAAAUUAAACUAGAAUAACAAAGGCAAGCCACGUUGUUAAAAAGAGCUUCGGUAAUCAGUUGUCUUUAAUAGGCUCUUCAGCAAUGAACAGACUGUAGAAACAGAAGCCCUUGCUGCCACUAACUGCCUGCGUAAGAAAAGCAGAAAAAGAAGUGCCAAAUCAUUAACCUCAUCCCAGAAAUGGCUUACUCCUUCUCUUUUGUUGUUAAUAUCAUCUGCUUUAUAAUGUGCAUUAUUUUCAAGUCUGUUUUUUUUUUAUUCUUUUUAGUUCUAGUAAAAAAUAGCUGUAUUUUGCUGUACAAUAAGCUGUUUUCUAAAGGGGGGGGGGGAAUGACUGAAGAGCUUUGAUUUCUGUUGCCCUUCGGAAGCCAGUCUUUGUAUUUCUCCAUGUUGUUGUUGUUGAUUGAAUUUAUAUACCACCCUAUAUCCAGAGGUCUUGGGGUGGUCCACAGCACAAAAUCAAAAUCAAAUGUUUUAAAUUAAGAACCCAAACAUUAAGCACCACUGUGCUAUGUUCUCCCCUAAGCAUCUCUUCUCUGCCUGUAGGUGAGACACGGUUGCGAUGCAACGUGUUGGGGUCCAGGACCGGGAGGCUGCUCACAGACUCUGCUGCACAGGGCCAUCGAUGAGAACAGCGAACAGAUCUCCUGCUUCCUUAUCCGCAGGUGGGGAACAAACCUGUUGUCCAAACUUCUUGAGCCAACAGUUAAGGCUUUGUAAACCAGUAGGCCAUUGACUUGGUGGGAUACUGAAAACAACGUCUUUCCUUCUCCAUCAGCCAACCUGUUGGCAAGCCGCUGUGUGUGGACCCAAUGGGCCAAAAAUACUUUGGAAGGGGGUGCAGCUUAUGGGAGAUUGCCUUAUUUGUGUGCAGAAUGUCCCAGGCUAAAUCCCUUGGAUCUCCAAGGACUCUUCCUCCAUUGGGAUUUUUCAGCAGAGGUUGUGUGGCCAUUGCCAUGGAUGCUUUAGCUAAGAUUCCUGCAUGGCAGGGGGUUGGACUAGAUGACCCUUGGGGUCCCUUGCAGCUCUACAAUUCUAUGAGUCUGUGAUUCCAGGAAGGGCUGGGAAGGCCCCUGCCAGAAAUACAGUUUGUUGGUGUAAACAUGAACCAGUGCUUUGAUGCCAUAUAAGGCCAUUUUCUAUGUCCUCCUUUCCAUUAAUCUUUUACUCAAAACCUUGAGGACUGGAAACCUGCUCUCUUUUUAGGGAAAGGGCUUGGAAUGUGUCCUUUGCAUGCAGAAAGUGCUGUGUUCUGUCUCUACAUAGGACUGGGAAAGGACCCUUGACUGAAAUCCUAGAGCAGGAUUUCCCAAAUGUGGGUCCCCAGCUGGACUACAACUCCCAUCAUCCUUUUCUAACAGGACCAGCGGUCAGGGAUGAUGGGAACUGUAGUCCAAAAAAACCCAGCCAGAGACCCACAUUUGGGAAAUCCUGCAUUCGAGAGCUGCUGCCAGUCAUUGUAGGCAGCCCUGAGCUUUAGUAAUAAUAAUAAUAAUAAUAAUAAUUUUUAUUUAUACCCCGCCCUCCCCAGCCAUGGCCGGGCUCAGAGCGGCUAACAAGCAAUAAUAAAAACAAGUUGAAUGAAUACAACUUAAAAACAAGAUUAAAAUACAACAUUAAAAUAUUUAAAUAUUAAAAUGCAGCCUCAUCACAGGAGGAGAAAGGAAAAAGAAAGAGGGGGAGGGAAUCAAAUUGGCUCCAAGCCAAAGGCCAGGCAGAACAACUCUGUCUUACAGGCCCUGCGGAAAUAAAUCAGAUCCUGCAGGGCCCUGGUCUCAUGAGGCAGAGCGUUCCACCAGGCCAGAGCCAGUGUUGAAAAGGCCCUGGCUCUGAUUGAAGCCAGUCUAACUUCCUUAGGGCCUGGGACCACUAGGGUGUUGCUAUUUAUGGACCUUUAGCUGGCUUAUUGGUCCAGCUCUCUGCAAGGCAGCUUCCAGGGUUCUCUUGCCGUGCUUCCAGUUGUUGAGGCUGACGGUAGCACUGCUGCUUCCUUCCCAGCGGCUGUGACGUCAACAGCCCGAGGCAGCCAGGGGCCAACGGCGAGGGCGAUGAGGAAGCCCGCGAUGGACAGACGCCCUUGCACUUGGCGGCUUGUUGGGGCCUUGAAGAAACGGUGCAGUGCCUUCUAGAGUUUGGAGCCAACGUAAAUGCACAGGUACGAAACAGAAAAAGCCUCGUAGGCUUUUUCCUAUUUCUGCUGGCGGCUCCUUUCUUGCGCCACUGGUGUCCUCCCGACCUUUGUACGCGUUGCAUGCUUGUUUCACACUGCUGGCUAACCCAGCCUGUGCUUGUAGGAUGCAGAAGGCAGAACGCCCAUCCACGUUGCCAUUAUCAACCAGCACGGUGUCAUUAUCCAGCUGAUGAUCUCGCACCCGGAAAUCCAGCUCGGCAUACGGGACCGGCAAGGCAUGACCCCUUUCGCCUGCGCCAUGACGUACAAGAACAACAAGGCGGCAGAGGCGAUCCUGAAGCGGGAACCGGGAGCGGCCGAGCAGGUACAGGGGACCAAAGUGCACCCCCUCAUACAUGCUCUUGUGUCGUCAGCCCAGUGACUGAGGCAUCACGGUCACUGUCAGCGUGUCAUCUUAGGCCUGCACAGCAUCCAGGAUAGAGAGAGAAAGUGAAAACAAAACGAAAAAACUUUUAUUUUUUAAAAUGAGUUUAUUUUUGCAUUUUCAGGUUAACAAGCAACAACAAAGAAAACAAUUAAAAUAUAAUCAAUAAAUCCCCUUUGACUUCCCUCCUCCCCUUUUGCGGAUCCUUAUGCCAACAUUUUUCUCCUGCAUAUCCUCUCUAAACUUGAAUGUGCAUGUGUGGCAUCCAUAGACUGGGGAUGGGCAGCCUCUGGCCCUCAAAUGUGGCUGGAGUCUGACAUCUCUCAGCCCCAGGCAGCAUCUCCAAUGGUCAGAGAUGAUUAGAGAUACAAUUUAAGAACAUCUGGAGUGCAAGUGGUUCCCCAUCCCAGCUGUAAACUGCUGUUGUAAAAAAUAAGGAGCUGGCCAUUGGUUCGAGUCCUACCCUCCUGCUCUGGAGGAUAGAACUCAAACCAGUGGCUUCCAUUUACAAGAAAGGAGAGUCUGACUUAACGUCAGGAAGAACUUUCUGACAGUAAGAGCUGUUUGGCAGUGGAACAGUCUGACCCGGGAGGUUGUGGACUCUCCUUCCUUGGAGGUUUUUAGCAGAGGUUAGAUGGCCAUCUGUCAUGGAUGCUUUAGCUGAGAUUCCUGCGUUGCAGAGUGUUGGACUAGAUGACCCUUGGGUACCUUCCAACUGUGAUUCUAUGACAAAUCUUUCAAAUCAACCCACUGACCAAUUGGUAUUUUGCAGUUCUUGUUGAGAGCCGUGUGUGUCAGCAACCAACCUAAAACACACUGCAUCAAUCAAAUGCCUAAGAAAUCCCAAUCUUUUAUUUCUGUUCCCCUCCUGACAAGGAAAAAUCUGUAUGAAACCCACAAGGAACAGGGUAGUGACUGGCAAAUUUUCAAACUAGAAAACAUGUCUCAGGGUGUGUUAGAAACCAGGGGUGGUAUUCAACUAGGUUUCAUUCUAAGCAGAUGCGUUGAAAUUCACAAACGUGACUAAUUAUGGUUUUGCCACUGCCAUAGGUGGACAACAAAGGCCGGAAUUUCCUCCACGUGGCCGUUCAGAGUUCCGAUAUCGAGAGCGUGCUCUUCUUGAUCAGUGUCCAGGCAAACGUCAAUUCCAGGGUCCAGGAUGCCUCCAAGCUAACUCCGUUGCAUCUUGCCGUGCAGGCUGGCUCUGAAAUCAUUGUGCGUAACCUGGUACGUGUUGUGGAAGGUGGCGUCUGAAAUCUGCCAUUUUCAUCAUGGCUGGGGCAGGGGUGUAAGGAAGAAUGAAAUGCAUCCGAUUGUCCUAGGAACUUCUGUAAAAAGGUUCCAGGAGGUAACUGUCAACCGGUGUAGCAGCUGUUUGAGGACAGGAGUUAUAUUUUCAACCGGCCUGUAGGUGGCUGCCAUAUAUAAUCCACUAGAUUAGACCCUGAGAAACUCCUCCUUCCUUGUGUUCUCCUCACAACAGCUGCUUGCGGGCGCCAAAGUCAACGAGCUGAACAAGCACCGCCAGACAGCCCUCCAUCUCGCUGCCCAGCAAGACCUUCCCACCAUUUGCUCGGUUCUCCUGGAGAACGGAGUGGACUUUGCAGCUGUGGAUGAAAACGGGAACAACGGUAAACUCUGAUGUCCAAAGAUGGGUGGAUUUGAUCUUUCUUUGCUUGUUUCCUGGCAAAAUCAUUAGCUCCAGCUUGCUCCUCCCCCUUUCUCCUAGCUGUUGUAGGGAAAGGAUUUCCUGGGCCAGAACAGACACCUUGGUACUGUUGCAGAUCCUGUUCAGGAUUCUUUUGAGGCUGGGAGCAGCGUUUGUGGUGGCACUAUAGUGUUAUUUCCAGCCAGGCCUCCCUCAGCAGGGCCUAGAGUAGGAAUGGGGCCCUCCAGAUGUUGUUGGACUGUGACUCCUGCCAUCCUGUUCUGACUGGGACUGAUGGGAGCUGGAGCCUGGAGGCUGGCUGCUUCGUUGUCCGUGUUGUGUCUGCUGCAUUUGUGUAGGAGCAUCUAUAGCAAAUGGCAUCGGCUUCAGAACCGUUUCCUUAGUAUUUUAGCUUUCCUUGUAAAGGGGAACUGCCAAGUUUCUAGCUGCCAAGCUUGUGGAGGGAUGCUGGAAACGGGAAGGUGCUCUGUGCUUGCUGAAAUCUGAGAAGGUGGCCAGGAGUACCCAUAAGGAGCAGAAGUGAGGAUAAGCCAUAGAAUCGUAAAAAACUGUAGAGUUGGAAGGGACCCAAAGGGUCAUGGAGUCCUGCAAUGCAGGAUUCACAGCUAAAUAAAUGCAAGUAGGGCACAGUGCAGAAGAAACUAUGCAAUGCAAAACGAAUAUCAUGCUAAUCUGUAAAAUGCAUACAGGUUGCUUUAUUCCUGCUGGACUCUUUUUGUGUAGAGUCCUCUCUUUAAAAUGAUUCCUUGUAAAAAAAGCAAAACAAACAAACAAAAAACUACGGACAGUAUUAAACUAACCUGUCCUGCCAGCGCAAGGAUUACCACAGGAGGGAUUUACACCUCUCUAACCAUGUGCCCCUCAGAUCUGCUAUGGAGUGUUCAGGGAACCUCUAGAACAGAUUGGGAGGGGAGCAUGUGGGUGGGGAAACAUUCCAUUGCGCAAGGUGAAAUUCUUGCACAGAUGGAAAUCUGGCUUAAUGCAACCUGAUUUUUAUUUUUAUUUUUGCAUGAUUUGAAUGCAGCCUUUGGUUUUAAGUGGCAUGGAGAGGUGGCUACAGAUCUUCCCUUUCCCUUUGAUUCAUGCAUUCCAUCUCUCUCCCUUCUCAGCCCUGCACCUGGCAGUGAUGCAGGGACGUCUGACUAACAUCCGGGCCCUCCUGACAGAGUGCACUGUGGACGCAGAAGCUUUUAACCUCAGGUAAAUGUAACAGCCGCCUUUCCUGGGAAAAGGGACUGAGCAUCUCUGUACUAUUUUUUCUCUCAUUCAGUAGUGGGGGGCAGGCUUCUCCCCCCCCCCCCCCGCUUGCUUCAUUCAGGGGAAGGGCUGUGCAAUGGAUUGGAUUCCUUGGUAAUUUUGCAGUACAGUAUUGGCAGGAUGUUCUGUUCCCUCUCCUGGUCUUGUCUUGGAGCAGGACUUGGACCCAGCUACGUAAAUAUUUAUUUCGUUGCAACGGCAAGCACUAACAGUGGGCCAUAGGAGGUUUAGAAAGCUCCCCUUUUGCUCAAAAAGUACCACCCCAAAAACGUAACCCUGCUGUGGGGAGCAGAGGACUUCUUGCCCUGCGCCGUGGCUCUUUUUAUUAUUAUUAUUAUUAUUAUUAUUAUUAUUAUUAAAGAUUUUCUUGAUUUUCAAAAGUGUGUGCAAUGUCUCUCUCUUGUAUAUUUCCCCCCCUGUAACAUUUUUACAAGUCAGCUUCAUUUGUUGAGACAUUGGGAAUAAAAGGGGGAGAGAGGUGGAGGGGAAAGAUGAGUCAGGGUGGGGUCAGGUGGUGAUGUUUCUAUUUUGCUUACUAUACGUAGGGUUUGGUGUCAGCGUUGCUUGUGUAGGUUCUUUGCUGUUCACUUGUGUUCCUUUGGUGGUGAGAGUGGUUGGGGUUGGCCUAGGGUGUGGUUGUUCAUUUGUGAUUGGCUGUGUUGAACUUUGUUUUCAUGUGUGAGUGGUUUGGGUCUGCGCCGUGGCUUUGUCCUGCAUGACGUCGUCUCCGUCUCCUUGUCAGGGGUCAGUCCCCGAUGCACAUCCUGGGGCAAUACGGGAAGGACAAUGCGGCAGCCAUCUUUGACCUCUUCCUGGAAUGUAUGCCGGAGUAUCCUCUCGACAAGCCAGACGCUGAAGGGAACACCGGUAAGCCUCGGCCGAUGGGUUUGGCUAAAAAAGCCAUGCAACUGCCAUCAUCAAAGUAGCCUCUCAAAGUCCUUUUGCAUGUGUUUUGCUGUCCUGGACUAGCUGGAUGCAGAGGAGUAGUGGAAGGCGUCCCCAAGGGGAGAAGGCCCAGAGCCAGGGGUUUAGUGUUAGGACCAUGAUGAGUGGUCACAAGGAGCAGAGUGGAACAGACAGGGAGGAGGUGUCAGAAGGUCAAGAGGCAACAGGGCUUAGUGAGCAGGGAGAGGCUGUGGCAGAGAGCAGUCCAGAAGUGGAAGCUGGGGGUGGGGGAAGAGAGAAGAGGCAGAGAUGAAGCAGGCUGCAGAAGAAGCCAGGAGGUCUCCCCCUCCUGCUGUGACCAGUUCCAUCCCACUUGAUCUCCCAGAACCAGAAGAGGGAUGAAGAGGGCAGAGCAAACACAGACAAGGCGAAGAAGUCUCAAGUUUCAAGGGAAGGAUCUAGAAGGGGAGGAGCCUUAGAGAGUGGUGGGGACCUUGAGUCCUCACAACUGUCUCAUUGGGGCAAGACCUCCUGGGAAGAGUUGCCUAGCCUCCUGAGUUAACUUCACUGACACCAUGUGAUUUAUUGCCGACCUGCCUGCUCCUGGCACUUCCUGUGGAAUUUUGCUUGCCUAGGUGCAGGACAAUUGGCAGUUCCGGGACUGGCUAAGCAGAGACACGGACAAUGAAAUCUCUCUCUCUCUCUCUCUCUCUCUCUCUCUCUCUCUCUCUCUCUUCCCAGUGCUUCUCUUGGCCUACAUGAAGGGAAACGCCAACUUGUGCCGGGCCAUUGUGAGAGCCGGCGCUCGCCUGGGCGUCAACAACAACCAAGGCGUCAACAUCUUCAACUAUCAAGUUGCAACCAAACAGCUUCUCUUCCGGCUGCUGGGUAAGUGCCCUUGAGCCCUGCUGCUUCUUUGUCGUGCAGCAGGUGGGCUGUGUGUAGGGAAGAAGGAGGCCUUUAGGCAAGGCUUGCAGGGAGGGAGAGGCAGGAAGCCGCCUCAGUCUGAGGGCCACGUUAAGUUAGACCAAAUCUCUACUAGUGGGAUGAUCUACUAGUGAAAUAGGCAGUGGAAGACAGGAGUGCCUGGUGUGCUCUGGUCCAUGGGGUCACGAAGAGUCGGACACGACUAAACGACUAAACAACAACAACUAGUGAAAUUAUUUGAAAGAGGGCAACCUUACAGAGGCCACAUGCCAGGGGUGGGUAUGGCCAGAGGCAAAAGUGGGCGAGACAACAAAUGCAAGUUUUCCCUUUGCCUUGUAAACUAGUUUCCACACACACCCUUCUCUGUCCUCUCCGCCCAGGCAAGCAGAAGGCACAAUCAGAGCUCAAGCCCUUGAGGGGGCUGCAUAAAUGGAGUGAGAUGUCUAGUGUGUCGGGCAGGCAGCCGUACACGUGGCUGAAUUCUGGGCUUGGGUAGGUCACAAGCCAUGGUGGCAAAGCCUGGCAAGGAGCCUCUUGCAUUGAAUUCUUUCUUGCGCAGACAUGCUGUCCAAAGAACCCCCCUGGUGCGACGGCUCCAAUUGCUACGAAUGUAGCGCCAAGUUUGGGGUCACGACAAGGAAGCAUCACUGGUAAGGGGCGGCCUUUUCGGAUUGAUCACCACUUGGACGCAGCUUUGAUUUGUUUUGUAGGUAGUUCCGCUCAGAACCUGAAGGCAUAGUUCCCUCCAGAGGAGGUGAAAAGUCGCCUCUCACCUCUUUCUAGCCUGGGCCAGGGGGAAGGGGAGGAGAGGCAGAGAAGCCCAUUGGGGGAGGUUUCAGAGCUAGCACAGAACUGCUGUGCAAGGGCAGGGCAUGGGCAGUGUGGAAAGGACAAAGAGUUGUUCACUGAAGCACUGAGGUCUAUGCAGCAUGAGACAGUAGCGUGCUUGCUUUAGUGAUCUUGUGCACAGAAACAUGAAGACCGUGUGCCUUUGGUUGUGGUCCAAAACACAGGAUCCUCCCCAUAGUUCUCCCCCCCCCCAUCAUCCUAGCUCCGCACGCAGUGGGAGAGUGUUUUCAAUAUGGACCAUUUGGGGCAUGUGCUACCUAGCCAGGUAGCUUAACUCUGUAACUUUUAAUCCUGGUUUGGACCACCACCAAAGUGCCUGAAGCAGGUUGGAAGGCCAAGGAAGGAGAGUUCUUGGAGCUCUUAGGGGCUCUUCCCUCCUUCCUUCUCCUCUUGGGAUUUGGUAAGCCAAGGGUGGGGAGCUUGUGGCCAUGCCGAUGCUGUUGGUCUACAACUCUCAUGGUCUCUGACUGUUGGCCAUGGGAGGCAGAUGGGAGUAGGGAGUCUUAACCUGGAAGUCACCAGGUUCCCCCAUCCCUGUUGAUAGCACUGUAAUUAACUGAAGAGCUGCUUUCGAUGAAGGAACCGCAGAUUUUUAAAUUCUGGGCAGCCCAGUUCCCAUCCCAGGUCACAAGAUGCUUUAUGAAUCAGCAGGAGGCCUCCCCUUCAGAGAAAUGGCUCCCUUUGGCACUUGGGUCCAGGCAAGGGGUCUAUCUGCUAGGUGGGGCUCAGGACACAAUGCCAGCCUUCAGAGCAAGCACCUGAUAAAUGGUGGCAAAGGGGUACGAUCCCCUGAAGGCACAGCAACCCCCCUUCUCUUUCUAAACUUCCUCAGAAACUGGGAAGCAAAGGAGAGGUUUCUUGUUAAGCACAGCUAGGUAGAAAAGAGCACGGCUAAAAUUAUUCUUUCCUCUCUCGCAGCCGGCACUGCGGGCGCCUUCUCUGCCACAAGUGCUCAACCAAGGAGAUCCCCAUCAUCAAAUUCGACUUGAACAAGCCUGUCCGGGUCUGCAACAUCUGCUUUGACGUCUUGACUCUGGGCGGAGUUUCCUAGUUCCCUUGCGCAAAGGAGAGUGACUCCCAGGCCACACCCCUCCUUCCUCCUUGCAAACCGCCUAUCGCAGGGAUGUGGGUUGCAGGGGGUGGGGCACCUAUUUUGUCUUCCUGUUAACGGCCGAAACUGAUUGACUUAAGGGACCACGCAAACACUAUAUUCCAGUAUAAAUGGGUUUUGUACGAAUGUUAACGCUAGAAAACUGGAUCGGGAACAACUUGGAACUCUUGCAAAGUUGGUGCGAGAACAAAUGUGAACUGAGUGAGAGGCCCUCUCCUUACUCUGGCGCGGGGCAGAGAAAAUGAAAAUUUUGCAUUUGUGGAUCAUGUAACAUAGCAGGCCUGUGCAAAUGGCUGCCGAGCUGUGAGCAGGGCUGCUUCGAAGCCCAAUCACACUGUGGGGUGCGGGAGGGGUGGGUGUUUGAAUAUUGUGAGCACUUAACAAAUUCCUGGGUAACUCUGUGUGAUGACCAGCCCCUCUUGUUACCUUCCUGGAGAGAAGGUUCUGGUUCCCUCGCUGGCUUUUGUCCUAAAAUGGGCAACUGUGCUAUGCACAGUGAGUGUUCCCUCCCAGAAGCAGCUGCUGUCUUCAAAACAGGGUUUUGUCGUUUAAAUGCAUUUGCUGAAGAAUUCCUUUGUGUGGCCUUACGACAGAAGCUUUACACUUUCUCCUGCUUGAACAGGAGCUGCAACGGCAGCUUCCGUGCUGUCAGAACGUUGAUAUCUUCCCUUCCCAAUCUGCUCUCUUCCAUGUUAAAAAUAAAGAUUAAAAAAUAGGCAGCAGCAGGAGGAGGACAGACAGACAGAAAGAGAAAGCGAGCUUCGUUACCAAAUUAAAGGCUCCUGGAAGGGAGGAAAAGCUGCUGGCUGGCCCUUUCAGCACAUAUCGAUAACUUUGCAAAUAGUCAUAUGUUUACAGCAGUUUUCGCCAAGCUGGUGCCCGCCAGAUGUUCUGGGCUCCCAUCAGCCCCAGCCAACACGAGUCCAGAUCAUCCGAAGGGCAGCAGUUGGGCAAAGGCUGGUUUACAGCGAUGUUGGAAGGAAGGUCCAGCGGUUUGGACUAGUACGGCGUUGGGAAACACAGUGUAGGAGCUAGCACAGAGCAUCUGGAUUUGGCUAGUUGCUUUGAUGGAUGGGGUGGGACAAGGCAGGAGUGACAGUAGCACAGAGCUUGAUGUGAGGGUGAUGAUCCAGUGGGAGCUGAUCGCAAAGGCAGCCGUGUCCUAGCUGCACCUCUGCUGACCACCCGGAGUUCCCAGCUGUUGUGGUUUUUCCCCCGAGGCCUUCUCCGUUUAAGAUGCUGUUAGUGACUUGGCCCUCUUGAGGAGCUCUGCAUCCAAGCUGCGCUUGCCGAGAUCACUUCAGGUCCAAUGCUAGGCCAAUAUCACCUGGCCUUAACUGGUUUUCUUUUUUUACACACACACACACAUUUUCUCCACGACGGCUAACUUUGUCCAUUGGGUCCGCUUCUUCCAAAGGAGCACAAGGGGGUCCCUGCGAAAGCAGGCCCUGACGCUGAAGAGGCUGUUUGGGUGCGACUCUGAUACAGCAAGCAAGAAGAUGCCCCACGUGCUCAGACGUAAAGCUCUUUGCCUUCUUAGAAACACAACAACGUCCUGGGAGGUGGACGUGGCAAAGUCUUCUGUCGCUGCUCCAGAACGAAUCGGUUGGGAUGCGUGUCUCUUAACCUUAGUAACCACUACUACUUUUUCAUUGUGUACAUAUAUAUAUAUAUAUAUAAGGGGGAGAGGAAAAUAUCAUUUAUAACGUCAGAUCUCAUUUUCUUUCUUCCCCUCUGCCCCCCCUUCUAGAAUACUAAUGUGUCAUCCCCUACUUAUAUAUGUUCAUGUGUAAAAAGACCUGAAAAACCACAGUGCUACUUUUUUAUAGGAAAUAACAGCUUUAUAUGUUCAGUAAAAUCCUGGGCUAUGUGCAGUAAAAGACAACUUUGGUGUGGGGAAUCUAUGAAGAUUGAUGCUAAAAACAAUACAUUUCAAAUGGGGUUAGCCCGUCUGACCUCUGUUGGGGGAAGAACUGGAACUCCGACCAUCUUCAAUUAUGUGUGGGUUUACUGUGUUUUCCACAAGAUCACUUUGUGGGGAGAAUUCCUGCUCGUCUCUGCUCUCCCCUUCCUGCCCCCAGCCCUCUGCUCCAAAAUAAUCUGUCUCAACACCUUCUUGACCUGCCUUUGUCUCUCUGCCCCUGAGGAAUAAGUCAUUUAGGAAGGGGUGCCCUUUUCACAAAAGGCUUGUUCCAGAGGAGCGCCGGGGAGGAAAAAAGAAGCAGUGGGACAGGAGCAUUUCACCUGGGAAUGGUCUCUUGACACGUCGGAUGGUGUCUCCAAGGCCAGUUUAACACUGCACAGGUGCCGGCGAUGGAGCUCGGUCAUGCACCAUGAAUCCGAUCCUCUCUUAAAAGUUCCCCUUUCUAGAUUCACAGGCAUUUCUCUGAACUGGCAUCAUGUGUGUGACUAACCCAAAAAAGCAGAGUAGCGCCCCUUCUGGGUUGUUAGCAUUUGAGCAAAUGAUCCACUGCAAAAGCUGCCCGUGCACACAGCCCCACAGCCUGGAAAUUGAGAAUGGGGGUGGUUCCAGGAUGGCAGUGCAUUUUUGGGUUCUAGGUGGACUUCGUCGGGUUGCACAAAACUAAUCACUGUAAAGCACUUUUAAUAAAAGUUUUUAAGCCUGAGUCUGCAUGACUGGCCCGAAGAUUGUGUUACCAGGGGAGAAAUCCACCAUAGCCUGUGAAUUGGCUGGAAGAGGCUGCAGCAGUAAUUAUUUUUCCUAGCCUAAGCCUCCUUGUUUCAAACUCCCUUGCAGGGAGAGAAAUGGAUCUUCAGAGGAUUCCAACGUCCACCAAAUCUCAUUCUGCUGUAGCUUGCACUAUCAUUUGAUCAGUUGACUUGCUGUGAAAUGGAACCCUAAAGAUUUUGCUGGGGCUUCUGAGUUUGCAAUUCUGAUCUGUAUUUCCCAGUUCAGCAAGUGAGGUGAACUUUUAUUACCCGUUCUUGUGGAAGACUUACUGGCCGCCUGUUACUCCCUGUCUUGGGACUUAAAAACACGAUCCCUGUUAAAUGUCUGUUUUGUGUUCUGAAGAUGCAUUAACAAAAAUGUGAGGAUUGUAUACAGCUGGGGCUGAGGAGUUCUAGGAGAGCUCCAAAUCGACUCCCAGCAGUAGGUCUAUGCCAGCCCCCCAGCUAGAGCAGGUGUUUGAAACUCGAGGGUAUCUGCACGGUUUGGGGGGCUGGCACUCCAGAAACAUUUCUAAUGUUCUGGUGAUAGCUGCCUCUUUGUUAGACAACUUGCUGAUUUUUCAGACCUACAAGGCUUUUUAGCUUCCCAUCUCGAGAAGGCAAAGUACAAGAUGCAACUCAAGAUGCAGGAAAUCCAAACUCCUUCCAAAGCAAUCCAUAAUGACCAAAGCAAACUUGGGUAGUGUGUGCAUUGAGGAUGCAGAAGGCAGAAUGCCUGUUCUUAGCUCCGUGUACCCAACAUCAGCCCAUGGCUGCUUUCCCUGUCCUCCUUUCCCUUCUGUUCUGCAUUUUAGGCAGAGGUGUUGAAUGUGACUGUGAACUCAGUAGAAGGAAAACCCUUCACUUUUGGUCAGUACCCUUCCAAGUUGUCUUUAAAAAAUAAAUUCUGCAACAGUAGAAGCUAUUGCCCGGUGCCUGAUCAUGGGGAACUUGCCUUUUUGUAAAGUAACUCAACUAACGUUGCUGAAAGAUGACUGUGAGAUGUCGCCAACACAAGAUGAAAUUCUGUCAAAGUCCCUUGGCUGCAGCUGCUGUGCUCCCUGGCUUUCUAUUGGGGAUGGGGAGGUGGGGAAGAGGCCCAGUUUUGGGCAACAAACCACCAUUCCUUUCUUCUAGAAGGUCUCUGUGAACUCCUCUGCUUUCAUCCUGCAAAGCUCAUCAUCGACUAGGCCAAAUGCAUUCUCUCUCCUCCCAGGUUUUUUGCACAAGGAAAAUGAGCAACGACAGGAAGUUCACUCUGCUCCUGAUAGCUAGUGGGCUGCAUCCUUCCUACAGGCCUGAUGUGAGUCUGGGUCAAACCAGGCUCAUGGGGCCUUAGAUGCUGCCUGUAUUGUCAUCUGUUGCCACAUUCCAAUGAAAUGUGCUUGUUUGGCAAACCCAGCCACGCUUAGUCAUGAGGCUGGCCUCCUGACCCUUAACCAGCAGGGAUCACCUGUGCAGGCCAACUCACACCUUACUUUCUUUUUUAGAAGGCAGAAAAUCCAUGGGGCUGCUGCUCAGGAUACCAUCCGAAACAUCACUUCUCUAAAACCUAUCUCACAAGUAGAGAUUUGGUCUAACUUAACAUUUUUGUUGUCUAGCAAGUUGCUUUAUUUAGCAGGAUAUUAAUCAAGGACUAGUUUUUGUCUUGGAAAAGGGUAACAGAAUGCAAUAGUGUUGCCUGGGAAAUAGGCAUGCAUUUCGAACUGAACAUUGAGGAAUCUUCCUCUGACCAACAUACAAACAGCAGUUGAGGUUUUAUACCAGUCUGCUGAACUCACUUCAGAGAGCAGGCAAGGGAAUGCUCCUUCAUAGACAAAAUAAAGUGCCCUAGUAAGGCAGGGAGGUUAAUUGUAGCCUAGCCUUAUUCCCAACUUGCUCACUUGCUCUGUACAGGGAUUUAUUUUUCUUUCAUAUAUAGGUCAGCAGUCUUAUCAUACAAGCCCAAAUCUGUCUGAAGUGGUACAGCACCCCUACCCACACCACAGGUUAACUGACCACUGCAACUGCAGUCCUGAGAACUGAGAGCCCUCAACUCUAGAAUGGACACUUCUAUGGUCUCCUUGUCCCUCCUGGAAGCUGCCUGGAGUUACUGCAGUAAACCAACACCUUUUGCAUGUGAGGAUAAUGGUUGGAGGUAACGGGCCUGGAUGGGCUGGCUAAGAAAGGAUAUGAGUCUUUGGGAAAUCACUGGUUUUUAUUAUUACUUUGCAACGUUUCCUCAAGUCUUUGUAAAGCUAUGUAUUUUUUCAAUAUUUAUAUGCCUGUGUAAUUUCUUGUAAUAAAGAAACCUAAUUGAAUCUGAUGGUAUGCAUGUGUUCAUUAGUUGCAGAAAUGCCACCUGGUGGAAGGAUUUAAUAGUGCUUAGGUUGCUUAUUUUUGUGUGAGGUUAAAAAGUACAUAAUUGAUCUGCACUGCCCUCCAGCAUGGCACAGGACAGCAAAUGAUCCUUGAGCUUCAAUUUCUAUUUUUUUUUUUUAUAAUAUAUUUAUUGAGAUUUUCCAAAUG
This is a messenger RNA of Podarcis lilfordi (Lilford's wall lizard), 49755 nucleotides long. The record is from the annotation of a GenBank genome assembly. NCBI's taxonomy places the organism in Eukaryota, Metazoa, Chordata, Lepidosauria, Squamata, Lacertidae.